Molecule: messenger RNA, 70709 nt
Organism: Coregonus sp. 'balchen'
Lineage: Eukaryota; Metazoa; Chordata; Actinopteri; Salmoniformes; Salmonidae
Source: the annotation of a GenBank genome assembly
AUGGAAGAUUCUCCGGCGGAGGACAGGAGAUUCGAAUUCAUAGAGAAGUAUGUGUUGAAAACUUUAAAACUGAAGCUUGACCGGUGGCAGAAAUGUAUUUCCACCGAUGACAACAAGCACGUUAUUCAGGAGUUCCUGGACAAACCCGACCAAAUUACACUGGUCGUGUCUCUGAAUGCAGCUGGCCACUUGCUGCCCACUGUCGGGUUUCCAGCGACUGUUAAAAACAAGGCUGUUUACUUCGUCAAAAGAAGCAAAACAGCUCUAACACCUGACUCAAUGAAAAGUCAUUUGGUAUAUGGAGACUUGUCCUACGCGCCGCUUGACCAGUUUUCUGCACUAGUGGAGGAGGUAAUAAUUAAAGUUAUGCUCACUGCGCAGGACAGCUCAUAUAUAACAGUUGUGUGUAUGUUACAAACGAUUGAAACGAUUGAACUAAAAUCAACGACAAUACUUUACAUAGGCAUCUCAUAUUAUUUUUAGGUAACGAAAUUACUGAAUAAUAGCUAUUAUUAUACAUUAGUUUGUAAAACUCUUUACUGUGAUAAAGUUAAUGUGAUUCUUAUUCUCCCCCUUAUUCCUUUCAGGUUGUUGUCCCAUUGCUGUCCAACAGCAGGAACCAUAGUGAAUGGCCUCAGGUGGUAUCCCAGGACAUUCAGCGCCAUGUUCAUUCCCUGAAGACCAAUGUGUUUGUGGUGUCUGGCCAAGUGAAAGGCAAGACUCUGCUGCCUUUACCACCUGGGGCAGAGAGAGUGGAGCAGGCUGCCCUGGAGAGGGACAAGAGGUAACAUAAAUGACCUGCUGUCUCAUAUUAUAACAGGACAUUACAACACAGUAGAGUUAUGCAUUAUAACGUGUAAUAACAUUAGUGUUCAAAUAUAUAGACGUGUUAUAACAUAUACACCUGGAUUUCCCCAGACUUGAUAGAUAUCAACAUGUUUUAUUAUUCAGGUGGAGUCACCAGAUUCUUAGGCUACCCUAACCCAGACCUAACCCCUAACCCCUAACCCCAGUCACAAACCCCUAUCUAACCCAUGUUAUCUCUGCCUACAGGGGAGACGUAGUGGGCAAGAGCAUCAUCCAUGCCAUCGAGUCAGUGGUGAUAGAGUGGAGCCACCAGAUCCGUGGGGUUCUGAAGAAGGACUCGUCUGAGCCUCUGCUGGAGGGAAAGAGUCCUACACCACACACUGAGCUCAACUUCUGGAGGAGCAGGUCAGUACUGUAGUGGGCCUACACUAUAUGCCAUAGCCGUGUGUCAUGCUCAGUAGGCAGGAAACAGUCUGAUUUAAUUUUUUUAAGUGACCCAUCCAUAAACUAAUAUAUUUCGAUAUGUAUGCAUAUAAAAACAAAUGUAUAUGGCACUACUUGUUUCACUCCAAUGAACUUCUCUGUGUAGAUAUGCAGACCUGGAGUGCAUCCACUCUCAGUUCAAGUCCUCCAAGGUGACCAAGAUGGCAGAGAUGCUGGAUGCUAUGGAGAGCAGCUACUACCCUGCCUUUAACGACAUGCUACAGGACGUCCUAGCAGGUAAACUAAAGCCCCAUUUUAACCCAUCGCCGAUAAAGUAAAACCGCACUGUGGGUUCAACUAAUGUUUAUGCUGUAUCGGAGGUGUUAACUAGGUGCUACUAAAACUAAGACCCCAUGCAAGCUUUCUACUAUCUUUGUGUCUGUAGGGAUUGGGGACCCUGGAUUGGCCUAUUGUAUUAUAAUAUAGUAAACUUGAACUUGUGUGUUCUGAUUCUGUGUAUGUCUGUGUGUGUGUGUUUGUGUGUGCCCCAGCCCUAGAGGAAGCUAAGGACAUUUGUACGUACCUUCGUCCGCUGCAGCGUCUCUUUGAGGACCUGGAGAAUGUGGAGUUCCCUGAGGUCAAGGGUCAGAUCGGGCCUCUGAUGCACGUUGUGUGUCUGGUGUGGUCCAACUCACGCUACUACAACACCCCAGCACGCCUCAUCGUCCUGCUACAGGAGACAUGUAAUCUACUCAUUCAACAGGUACAUGAGUCAAUCAUGUAAUAGUGGUGGUAAUAAUAACUCUAUGAAGCACUUUUCAUCCAUUUUGCGGAAAUGUAACAUAUUCUCCAGUUACAUUGAAAAACAAUGAAAAAAUUGAAAAAAUUACCAAAUCAAAUCAAUUUUUACUUACAAGCCCUAAACCAACAAUGCAGUUUUAAGAAAAAUAAGAGUUAAGAAAAAUAUUUACUAAAUAAACUAAAGCAAAAAAUAAAAGAGCAACAAUAAAAUAACAAUAACAAGGCUAUAUACAUUACAUUUACAUUUACAUUUUAGUCAUUUAGCAGACGCUCUUAUCCAGAGCGACUUACAGGAGCAAUUAGGGUUAAGUGCCUUGCUCAAGGGCACAUUUACGUCAUUUAGCAGACGCUCUAGUCCAGAGCGACUCACAAAUUGAUGCAUUCACCCUAUAGCCAGUGGGAUAACCACUUUACAAUUUUUUUUUGGGGGGGGGGGGUAGAAGGAUUACUUUAUCCAGAAGGAUUACUUUAUCAGGGUUACCGGUACCGAGUCAAUGUGUGGGGGUACAGGUUAGUCGAGGUAAUUGAGGUAAUAUGUACAUGUACACUACCGGUCAGAAGUUUGGACACACCUACUCAUUCAAGGGUUUUUCUUUAUUGUUUUACUAUUUUCUACAUUGUAGAAUAAUAGUAAAGACAUCAAAACUAUGAAAUAACACAUAUGGAAUCAUGUAGUAACCAAAAAAGUUUAUAUUUGAGAUUCUUCAAAUAGCCACCCUUUGCCUUGAUGACAGCUUUGCACACUCUUGGCAUUCUCUCAACCAGCUUCAUGAGGUAGUCACCUGGAAUGCAUUUCAAUUAACAGGUGUGCCUUGUUAAAAGUGAAUUUGUGGAAUUCCUUUCCUUCUUAAUGCGUUUGAGCCAAUCAGUUGUGUUGUGACAAGGUAGGGGUGGUAUAAAAAAGAUAGCCCUAUUUGGUAAAAGACCAAGUCCAUAUUAUGGCAAGAACAGCUCAAAUAAGCAAAGAGAAAUGACAGUCCAUCAUUACUUUAAGACAUGAAGGUCAGUCAAUCCGGAAAAUGUAAAGAACUUUGAAAGUUUCUUCAAGUGCAGUCGCAAAAGCCAUCAAGCGCUAUGAUGAAACUGGCUCUCAUGAGGACCGCCACAGGAAAGGAAGACUCAGAGUUACCUCUGCUGCAGAGGAUAAGUUCAUUAGAGUUAACUGCACCUCAGAUUGCAGCCCAAAUAAAUGCUUCACAGAGUUCAAGUAACAGACACAUCUCAACAUCAACUGUUCAGAGGAGACUGCGUGAAUCAUGGUUGAAUUGCUGCAAAGAAAACACUACUAAAGGACACCAAUAAGAAGAAGAGACUUGCUUGGGCCAAGAAACACGAGCAAUGGACAUUAGACCGGUGGAAAUCUGUCCUUUGGUCUGAUAAGUCCAAAUUUGAGAUUUUUGGUUCCAACCGCCGUGUCUUUGUGAGACGCAGAGUAGGUGAACGGAUGAUCUCCGCAUGUGGAGAAGCAUGGAGGAGGAGGUGUGAUGGUGUGGAGGUGCUUUGCUAGUGACACUGUCAGUGAUUUAUUUAGAAUUCAAGGCACACUUAACCAGCAUGGCUACCACAGCAUUCUGCAGCGAUACGCCAUCCCAUCUGGUUUGCGCUUAGUGGGACUAUAAUUUGUUUUUCAACAGGACAAUGACCCAAAACACACCUCCAGGCUGUGUAAGGGCUAUUUGACCAAGAAGGAGAGUGAUGGACUGCUGCAUCAGAUGACCUGGCCUCCACAAUCACCCGACCUCAACCCAAUUGAGAUGGUUUGGGAUGAGUUGGACCGCAGAGUGAAGGUAAAGCAGCCAACAAGUGCUCAGCAUAUGUGGGAACUCCUUCAAGACUAUUGGAAAAGCAUUCCUCAUGAAGCUGGUUGAGAGAUUGCCAAGAGUGUUUAAAGCUGUCAUCAAGGCAAAGGGUGGUUACUUAGAAAAAUCUCAAAUCUAAAAUAUGUUUUGAUUUGUUUAACACUUAUUUGGUUACUACAUGAUUCCAUAUGUGUUAUUUCAUCGUUUUGAUGUUUUCACUAUUAUUCUACAAUGUAGAAAAUAGUAAAAAAUUAAGAAAAACCCUGGAAUAAGUAGGUGUGUCCAAACUUUUGACUGGUACUGUAUAUCUAUGGAUAUGAUGUUCAUUUGACAUCACAAACUCUGAUUUCUCAUCCACUUCAGGCGCGGGUGUAUCUGAGCCCAGAGGAGGUGCUGAAGGGAGACGUGUCUGAGAGCCUGCUGAAGGUCCAGACCUCCCUGGACAUCCUAAACACCUUCAGACUGACAUAUGAGGAGAAGAGGGCCAGUCUGGGCCAGUACCAGAGGAACGGCAGGGAAGUCCGACCGUGGGACUUCAACCCACUCAUGGUCUUCUCUGGCCUUGACCGCUUCAUCGACCGGGUCAAAACCAUUGAGGUGCGGAUCAAUGAAUAAAAACUGGAUUUCUUUUCCUUUUGUCUCUUUUUUAAUUUUUAAUUUCCUUUAGAAAAAUGUAUGAAAUAUUGAAACACAUCAAAAUGAGUAAAAUUACACCCUACAUACAUCAAUAUUGUACAGAUAUCAGUAUUCAUAUUUAUUCAGUCCAAACACACAUUAAUAAGCCAAACACACUGUGUACUAUGGUUGGGCGGUAUUAAGCUUGACCUUCAUACUGUUCCUGUACCAUACUGUGGUAUAAGGUAUUACCGGCAGUGCAGACAAGGGGCGCUAUUUCUUUCCAAACCCCCCAAAAGUAGGAAAAAAAAGUAUUGAUCCAGGAGGGGAUUGAUUGUCUCUGCUGUAACCAAGAAGCUUGGUCUUGCAAGCUAUCCACUUAGCUAACAAGUUAGCAAACCAAUUCCAUAGCUGGAGCCCUGAGCUGGAGAUCAUUUAUUUAUCACAUAUUAGUCCGUCCCCCCCCCCCCCCCCCCCCCUCCUGAGCUUUAGAGCGCCCCAAACCAAUUAUUAUAAUGUAAUUUUUUUGACGGUAUUGAAAAUCAUACGGUCGAUAUUUCAAAAUACCCUGGUAUACGUGUAUACUGCCCAAGCCUACUGUUUACCAUAAACACCAUAUCCACAGCCAAUACAGUACAUUAAAUGCUUGACGUUUAACAGGGUCUGUGUUUGUCCCUCUCUGUCCCUGUCUGUAGUAUGUCCUGCUGACAGCAGUAGACCUGUUGAAGCUGGAGAAGGUGGAGUUUGGAGGCAUCCGAGGCAGAGCUCUCAGCCAGCAGGUCCUGUGGCUCCACCAGGAGUUCCUGGACACAUAUAAAGUCCUCACUGAGAAGCCCUACGACUGCCUCGACGUCAACAAUACGGUACAGCAGGGUUCCCGAAUUGGCGGCCCGCGGACAGAUUUUGGCCCACGGCCCAAAGUUUUCGGAGCAAAAAUAAAUAAGAUAGUUUGUUGGACAUAAAGACUGUAAAAACACCAGAAAUUCAGUUCCAAUUGAUUUUACUUUUGGAAAUUCCCACGCAGAGAUAUAUGUGAUCAUAUACAAAUGUAAGCAAGGUUUGAAAUUAUUAUGUUUUAGUCAAAAAUUAUAUCUGUUUGGGCUUCUUGUGGUCAAUUUGCUAAUUAUUUGUAAUUAUGUUGCGGCCCCCUGACCAUCCACUCAAGAAAAAAUCAGCCCGCGGCUGAAUCUAGUUAAUGAUCCCUGCGUUACACUAUAAUGGAGAAGGAAUAUGGGAACAAGGGGCAGUUCAAUGGACCCAGAUUAAGUUAAUAAUAUUCUACUGUAACAGCAGAUAUGGUCAAUAUUGGCCAAACACAUCUGUAGCAAACUGAAGCAAUUUUUUUGUGGGCUGUCUAAAAGGGCUCUCAAAAAGGUAUUGAAAGGGCUGUCAACCUAUCUAUCUGACUGUGUGUGUGUCUCAAUGUAGGAGUUUGAGGCAGACGUGUGUGAGUUCAGAUAUAAGGUGGAGGAUACAGACCGUCGUCUGGGAGCAGUCUUCUGUCAGGCCUUCGAUGAUGCAUCUGGACUGGAGCACGCAUUCAAGGUGAGGAGGGGCUACACACGCACAGACACCACACACACACACACACACACACACACACACACACACACACACACACACACACACACACACACACACACACACACACACACUGAUACCCUACUGUCCUCCCUACAGGUGCUGGAUAUGUUUGGCAGCCUGUUAGACCGCCCCCUUGUGGCAGCGGAUGCUCUGGACAGAUAUCCUCUCCUUAUCAGCCUGUUUGACAGAGAGCUAGACUGCUGCAAACUGCUCUUCAACAAACACACACACACAGAGGAGGAACUGGGUAAAAUACCUUGCUUUUAACCCAUACCAUUUUAUAUCAUAAUUUCGUACCAAAGUAAUACAUGUAAAGAAAUCAUCAACACUCUUGCUAUGAUGAACGUUUGACUGUUUACUAGUUUACUGCUACUAUUAUCAUUUAAAAAAACUGCUGCCACGUGCCACUGUUUCCCCAGAACCUUUACCUCUCUAGUUAGUUCUACAAUGUGUGUGUUUCCAUCCCUCCAGGUUACACUCCUGUGAAUAGGAACAUGCCAGCUGUAGCAGGAGGUCUGAGGUGGGCUCAGCAACUACAGGAGAGAAUCCAGAUUCCCUUCUCCAUGUUCAGAUACAUCACCUACCCGUGAGUCUCCUCUCUCACCCUGCAUCUCUACUUUACCCAUUAGAUUCUGCUGCUGGAGAUUGUACCAGUAUUAGCUUAGCAGAAGUUCAGCCUCUGCGUGUGUGGUUUCCUCUCAGGUGUCUGGAGUCUACAGUGGGAGAAAGAGCCAUACAGAAGUAUGAGGAGAUGAUGCAGUUACUGGAUAGGUAUUUUAACUAUUAUAUCUCUAUGACUUCCAACUUCCUUUUUAGUAUAUUUCUUCUAAGCAAAAAUACAGAUACAGUAUCUUAUACAACCCUUUCCCUACGAGAUCUGUUCUGCUUCCACUUUCUGAACAACUCUAUUGAAAUGUGAUUAUUAUUUUUUUUAUCCUGUAAGCUUUAUAGAAAUCCAGCAUUUCUUUCUAGUGUAAGUCAGUGUAGUGGAUUACAUUUAUGGAAGGCAGGGCCACAGUGGAAUAGCAUGGAGACAUGGAGCGCCAGUCGUGAUUUAUGUUCUCAUUGUGGCAGUGUGGUUCUGUGGAUUAUUUCACAGAGCUCUCAUAAUCUCAUAUGCUUUGUCUCAUCAUACUAAUACCCUGUGAGCAAUGGCCCAACACAACACAUCCAACAUAGGAACCUGCAAGACAAAGCAUCCUAUUGGGUUUAAAUUAUGUUCUCUGUGUGUGUGUGUGUGUGCAUAUUAUUGUUAUUUUAUUGUGUUACUAUUUUCUUUUUGUAUGUAUUUGUUAAUUUUCUUACUUUUUAACUGCAUUGUUGGGAAAGGGCUCGUAAGUAAGCAUUUCAUGGUAAAGUCAACACUUUUUGUAUUCGACACGUGACAAGUACGAUUUGAUUUGAUAUGCGCACAUACACAUAACCACUCACAUUCCUGUGCGUCAAAUGUGCAAUAUCACCCAGUGUUUCCUCUGGAGAAAUGUGUAGCAGUGGGGGGAAAAGGAGUGGUGGGAAAAGGAGUGGUGGGAAAAGGUGGUGGAGGGGGUUUAUGUCCCAAAAAACUUCCAUAUGAACUUCCAAUGAAUAUAAUGUAGGCCUACCUGUUAGGGGAACUUAGGGGAACUCACCACAUGGGGAAAAAAGCCCCCUGCCUGUACUUCUCACAGAAACCACUUCAUGUCACAAUUUCCCCCCCAACACGUUCCCUGGUUUCCACUACUCUUGGUCAACAAAAAAUAUUAUCUGUCUCAUCACAAUUUUUUAAGUCAUUUCCAAAUAAAUGAUUUUGAGGUAGUGAAAGGAGGCGUUGUACCCCAAGUCACAAUACAAUUGACCGGUGUUACAUUUAGCCCCACUCUCCCCUAUGCACUCGCUGCGAAUUGCGGGUUUAAAAUGGCGCAUUUCGCGCAUAUUUAGGAUUUGAGAAAUAAAUAAAGUAAGAAUGGAAAGCUGGGAUUCCCCUCUUUUUAACAAAAGCAAUUAAAACAGCUGUUUUCGCGAUUGCAAGAAUUGUUGUGCAUUGACUGCUUGUCAGAAUGCAUGUUUCCCUCACUGUGGCACGAGAGGAAUAUUUAUCUAGCAUAGAACACAACAACAAGCUGACUAGGUAAAUAGAUAAACUAUUCUACUGUGGGGUUGUUCGAUUUUUCUAUUAAUUACUCGUUUUGUUUGCAGAGGAAAAGUACAUGUGGAAUGUUCUAGCAUCUUCAAAAUGCGCCUCAGCAGAAAUAUUUUUUCAUGUUCCAUAUAUAUAUUUUUUAGUGGCUAUUGUUGUCCCUGCACCCAGUCUAAUAUACGACGAUGAACAACGUGUCCCCUGCCCUCUGCUCACUGAUGUCAGACUUUAGGGACCUUGUUAUACUGUUGUAAUCACCAGCGCUGCUUACAUAUUCCAGUAAGAGCUAUUAAAGGCAUUCACACAAACACACACGUACACACACACAGUCGUUACGCUCACACUAAACACUGUGAUUUAUAGCUUUAGCCCAGGCGUUUGAUUGCCUCGGCGUCUGCUGUGCCACACUCAGGAGAUGAACCAUCAGCAGGAAUCAAAUAAGGACCUCAGUGCUCUAAAGCCCUCACCAUAAUCGGUAUAUUUACAGAUUGGUACAGCCGUCCAGGAGCCUGACAUAUUGUCUGUUCUCUGUAGUGAAUUAAUCCGUUUAGUCGUCCCCUACAGUAUGUUCCUCUUCCAUUACUAGACUCCAUGUGUAGGUGAGAGAUUCAAUAAAUAAAAUCAGCCACCCGACUUCAGCCACACGAGCCAUACCAUCUACAAGGCAGAGACAGUACAGGUGCAUCAAAGCCAGGACCGACAGACUGAGAAACAGCUUCUACCUUCAGGACAUCGGACUGUUAAACAGUCACUACUAGCCUUAUUCACUGUUAACUCUACCCUGCACGUUAGAGACUGCUGCCUGAUAUAUAUAGAGAACACCGGUCACUUUAAUAGUGUUUACAAACUGUUUUACCCACUUCAUACUGUAUUCAAGUCAUUGAACACUGGUCACUUUAAUAAUGUUUACAUACAAAACAUUAUAUGUGUAUAUACACUACCGUUCAAAAGUUUGGGGUCAGUUAGAAAUGUCCUUGUUUUCGAAAGAAAAGCAAAUUUUUUGUCCAUUAAAAUAACAUCAAAUUGAUCAGAAAUACAGUGUAGACAUUGUUAAUGUUGUAAAUGGCUAUUGUAGCUGGAAACGGCUGAUUUUUAAUGGAAUAUCUACAUAGGCAUACAGAGGCCCAUUAUCAGCAACCAUCAGUCCUGUGUUCCAAUGGCACGUUGUGUUUGCUAAUCCAAGUUUAUCAUUUUAAAAGGCUAAUUGAUCAUUAGAAAACCCUUUUGCAAUUAUGUUAGCACAGCUGAAAACUGUUGUGCUGAUUAAAGAAGCAAUAAAACCUUCUUGAGACUAGUUGAGUAUCUGGAGCAUCAGCAAUUGUGGGUUCGAUUACAGGCUCAAAAUGGCCAGAAACAAAGAACUUUCUUCUGAAACUCGUUAGUCUAUUCUUGUUCUGAGAAAUGAAGGCUAUUCCAUGUGAGAAAUUGCCAAGAAACUGAAGAUCUCGUUCAACGCUGUGUACUACUCCCUUCACAGAACAGCGCAAACUGGCUCUAACCAGAAUAGAAAGAGGAGUGGGAGGCCCCGGUGCACAACUGAGCAAGAGGACACAGGUCCUCAACUGGCAGCUUCAUUAAAUAGUACCCGCAAAACACCAGUCUCAACAUCAACAGUGAAGAAGCGACUCCGGGAUGCUGACCUUCUAGGCAGAGUUGCAAAGAAAAAGCCAUAUCUCAGACUGGCCAAUAAAAAGAAAAGAUUAAGAUGGGCAAAAGAACACAGACACUGGAUUGGAAAAAAGUGUUAUGGACAGACGAAUCGAAGUUUGAGGUGUUCGGAUCACAAAGAAUAACAUUUGUGAGACACAGACCAAAUGAAAAGAUGCUGGAGGAGUGCUUGAUGCCAUCUGUCAAGAAUGGUGGAGGCAAUGUGAUGGUCUGGGGGUGCUUUGGUGGUGGUAAAGUGGGGGAUUUGUACAGGGUAAAAGGGAUCUUGAAGAAGGAAGGCUAUCAUUCCAUUUUGCAACGCCAUGCCAUACCCUGUGGACAGCGCUUGAUUGGAGCCAAUUUCCUCCUACAACAGGACAAUGACCCAAAGCACAGCUCCAAACUAGGCAAUAACUAUUUAGGGAAGAAGCAGUCAGCUGGUAUUCUGUCUAUAAUGGAGUGGCCAGCACAGUCAACGGAUCUCAACCCUAUUGAGCUGCUGUGGGAGCAGCUUGACCGUAUGGUACGUAAGAAGUGCCCAUCAAGCCAAUCCAACUUGUGGGAGGUGCUUCAGGAAGCAUGGGGUGAAAUCUCUUCAGAUUACCUCAACAAAUUGACAACUAGAAUGCCAAAGGUCUGCAAUGCUGUAAUUGCUGCAAAUGGAGGAUUAUUUGACGAAAGCAAAGUUUGAAGGACACAAUUAUUAUUUCAAUUAAAAAUCAGUAUUUCUAAACUUGUCAAUGACUACAUUUCCUAUUCAUGUUGCUAUAUUUCCUAUUCAAACUCAUUUAAUGUAUGUUUUCAUGGAAAACAAGGACAUUUCUAAGUGACCCCAAACUUUUGAACAGUAAUGUAUAUUUAAGCAAUAAGGCCCGAGGAGGUGUAGUAUAUGGCCAACAUACCACGGCUAAGGGCUGUUCUUGGAUACAGCCCUUAGCCGUGGUAUAUUGGCCAUAUACCACAAACCCCUGAGGUGCCUUAUUGCUAUUAUAAACUGGUUACCAACGUAAUUAGAGCAGUAAAAAUAAUUGUUUUGUCAUACCCGUGGUAUACUGAUAUACCAUGGCUGUCAGCCAAUCAGCAUUCAGGACUUGAACCACCCAGUUUAUAAAUAUAUAUAUUCCGGUCUCUGACAUUGCUCGUUCUGAUAUUUCUUAAUUUCUUAAUUUUUCUGAAUUAUGUGUGUAUUUUUAAUUUUUUUAUUGCUCUGUAUUACUGUACUGUUGGAGCUAGAAACACAAGCAUUUCGCUGCACCUGCGAUAAAUCUGCAAAUCCGUGUACGCGACCAAUAUAAUUUGAUUUGAUUAGAUAUGUCUGUGUCAUUCUCAAUCCUCUAGGGACUGUCAUUUUGUUUCAGUCGGUAUCGCUUUCGCUGCAUGUUUCUGUUUGUUGCUGAAGAUCAAUCUUUUUUUAAAUACAUUGGCUCAUUAGAGAAACAAAUGUCUGUUGUUACAGUUUAUUGAAAUAUGCAGUAGCUUAUUUAGCAGAAACUGUGUUAUAGGAAUUGAUCAACUAACUUACUCUCUAAACCAGUGUUUCCCAACUCCGGUCCUUGAGUACUCCCAACAGUACAUAUUUGUAUUGUGGCCCCGGACAAUCACACCUGAUUCUACUUGUGAACUAAUCAUCAAGCCCUUGACAAGUUGAAUCAGGUGUUUUUGUACAGGGCUACAAAAAAAUGUGUGCUGUUUGGGGUACUGGAGGACCAGAGUUGGGAAACUCUCUCAACCAACUAAUUCUCUAAACCAGGGGUAUUCAACUCUUACCCUACGAGGUCCAGAGACUGCUGUUUUUCUGUUCUACCUGAUCAUUCAUUGCAUCCACCUGGUGUCCCAGGUCGAAAUCAGUCCCUGAUUAGAUGGGGAACAAUGAAAAAAAGCAGUGGAACUGGCUUCGAGGUCCAGAGUUGAGUUAAACUAACUAACUUUGUUAACCAACUACCUCCCCCAGUUACUCCCGUCAGCUGUUUGAUGUAUGGACUGAGACGGUGGGAGAGAAGUCCCAGUACAAUCUCAACCUCCCCCUCGUCAGCCGAGACCCAGCUACCCGCCUCAUUUCUGUCAAUUUCAACCCACAGGUACUAUAAACUUAGCUCAGUCAAUUUCAACCCACAGGUACUAUAAACAUAGCUCCGUCAGUUUCAACCCACAGGUACUGCUAGGGGAAAAUGAUCUUGUACUUAACAUUAUGGUAAAUUACAUUGUUGCUACAGCUAACUUGUUAUUUUCGCUCUCCCCCUCAACCUCUCCCUCUCUCUCUUCCUCCUACCUCCUCCCACUGAAACCCCACGUCACCCCUGUCCCUCCCCCAGUUGGUCUCAGUCCUGAGAGAGGUGAAGUACCUGGAGGCCAGGCAGACAGAGGCAAUCCCGGACACUGCAGAGCAGGUGUACACUAGAAGGGGUCAGCUGUGGCAGUACGUAGCCAACCUGGAGCUCACUGUGGGGAGAUACAACAAGGUGGUGCGCACGGUGCUGGAGGUGGAGCACCCACUGGUCCAGGGUCAGCUCAGAGACAUCGACACGCGCCUCAGAGAGGCAGAGGAGGACAUCAACUGGAACAGCCAAGGUCAGAGGUCAUGGGUCAAAACUACAGGGGAAGUGGGGCAUUAUGGGUGCCAUAAUGUUUCAACUUCAGCAAAAACAGUCCACAAUUUGGCUUGCCUACAGUACUGUACUGUUCUACUGUAACCAGUCACUGCAGGAGUCAUAUAUUCUCCUCACAUGCCUUUUUCAUGAUGUUCCCUCCAUCCUUGUCAGUUCUGGGACAGGACUGACUGUGAUGUGUCAUGACAUGACACCCCAGGAGAGAAGAUGUGUUUGGAACAGAUGACUAAGCCACAGUGUUUCAAUCAUUGAUGCAGUGUGAUUCAAACAGUGUUGUUAGGGUAGGGUUGCGGUUGUGCCUACUGUAGGACCCACAGCUUCCUGAAGGACAGGGUAGAGAAGCCCAUGUGGCUCAGUUGGUAGAGCAUGGCGCUUGCAACGCCAGGGAAGUGGUACGAUUCCCACAGGAGACCAGUACGAAAAAGUACAAAAUAAAUGUAUCCACUCACUACUAUAAGUCAGUCUGGAUAAGAGUGUCUGCUAAAUGACAAAAAUGUUUAAAAAAAAAUAUAUAUAUAUAUAUAUAUAUAUAUAUAUAUAUAUAUAUAUAUAUAUAUAUACAUUUCUUAUGGAACAUGCCAAUGCACUCCACUGUCUGUCUGUAGGCAGGGUCAGGGGACAGAGACCUCUUUCCAGUCGAAGCUCUUUGAGCGAAAUAUGUUACUGUCAACUUCUGGUGCUUCUUACUGUACUGGAUGCACUUAGGAUAGUUAUGGAGAAUAAGAAAAGAGGGGUUAUAUAGAACCUGGUUUGUGGUAGAUUUAUGUGUCCCUAUCAUUUAACUUUUAGACUUCACGUGGUUUUAGUAGAAGAUGGAGUUGGCUAGCCUGGGUAUCAGUCUGUUUAGCUAACAUUCCACUCCAUUUACUCCGUUUCAAUUGUUUAGCAUGACAAGAGUGGCAAGGAAUGGAAUGAUAGCUAAACAGACUGGUACCCAGACUAGAAGUUGGGUUGGCAACACCGGAUGCCUCAGUGCCCUGCUUAAGAGUAGAUCAGGGAAAACACUGGAACAAAACAAAUUGACCCUGACCACCUUUCAUUAAAGGGACAUUACACUUUAAAAUCUAAGUUUGCCAGAUGUUUUUCAGGGAUUGAGGUGAGUAGCUGGAUCUACACAACUGAAGUUGUGGGACAUUGUUUCAUUUUCACAUUACUCUACAUUCGAGGUCUGAAAACUUUCUGACAAACGUAGAUUUGAAACUGUAAUGGCCCUUUAACGUGUGUCCAUUUCCUUCCCCUGUUUGUGACCAGGUAUCUGGGAGUACAUCCAGGAGGUGAGUGAGUGUGUGUGUGACCUGGAGAGGAGGCUCCAGAGGACCAAGGACCACGUGGAGGAGAUCCAGGGCUGUAUGAGGGCCUGGGCCAGCCCCCUCUAUGACCGACGGGAGGGCAAGAGAGACACCCUGCUCAGCCUGGACGACAGGGCUGACAGGCUGGAGAGGUGUUACGCCCAAAUACGCUCUUCCGGAGAGAAGAUACACUUCUUGCUGAAGGUGACUAUGCCAAAUAACAUGAAAGUCAUAAACACUUCUGGCUUUGCAGGGAACUUUAUUGAACAUAUUAGGAGUUAUGUGUUAGUCAGCAUUAACCCUUUACAAUCGUACCCGUAUACAGGUUGAAAAUGGCAGAUUUGGGCACUGAUAAGCGCGACAAGAAGUUGCCCCCAUCCCUCCCGCUAAUUGGGCAACUUUUGCAAAUGUUUUGUUGUCCGAGUGAGGGAAAUACUGUAAAUUAAGAGGACUCUAUUUAUUUUGAAAGAUGAGACGUUGAGGAUUAUAAUAAAUACUGAUUUGAUGUCAUACAAACAAGCCGAACACCCGUGAGUCCAAAUGUGCACUUCACAUUUCCAUAUCAUAAAACAUGUCAUAUACAGUGUCAACGUUUAUGAUCAUUAUGUUUGAUGUACAGUUACAAGAUGACAUGGUUGUUCUGAACAGAAUGAGCCUACGUUUGUCUAUUGUGAAGAAAAUUCACCGCGGCACACGCACCUGAAUGCACUCAUGACUCCUUUCUAUGCGCACCAAAAUUACCAUCUGUUUCUCUGAAUUGCCUUGUGAAAGCCUAACACUGUAAGAUCGUAUUUUAUAACUUAACUAGUCAUGUUGGCAAUAGAACAGGCUUUCAAAUGAUGCCCACCUGACCCAGAUUGUGAUAUAUAAUGGUCCGUUUCUGGAUUGCGUAAACAACAACAGUAAUUGUGUGAUGGCAGGGAUACAGAGUUCUGUUCCAAACAAAACAACUACAAGUGUGCUUGCUCUAGUUCCUCAUCGGCACAGCUAGGAGAGCUCAAAAAAGCACCUUAUAGUUGAAGACUCUUCUUUGACCCAUAAAAGUGCAUUGAAAUUACUUAGGAACUGUGCAUGGCCACUUGGAGACACCAGUUAAUCCUCUCACUCAAACCCUUGUCAUUUUUCUGUCUUAUGUUGCACCUACCCCACAUUUCCCAGAAAUAUUCUUAUGUUACUGAAUGUAUCCAGAGUAUUUUCAGAUGUUGUUAUCAACAAAUGCUGCGAAAAGUACAGUAAAUGUAAAAUGCACAUAAAAUCAACAGUGUAAUGUUUGGAUUCAAUCUUGUGUCAGGUGAAAUGUUGUUUCCUCAACUUUGGUCUAAUAAUUUUCCCAUGAACUCCUAACUAUUCCCUUUCAAUUGCUAUUAUGAUUAUGCAUAUGCUUUACAUAUUUCUUAUGUAAGAAACAUUUAAAUUUAGCCCUAUCCAUAUAGGCCAAUUCCCACGAGUGUGAAGGGUUAAAAGGUGUGCAUUGUUAAUUUUUUUAUACAAAACAAAGGUGCAUUUUCUGUGUACACGUUAUUCUUUGAUGUUGAGUGUGUGUCUCCAUUCUGUGACAGAGUAACCUGGAGUUGUUCAGAGCAGACCCAGGUUCUGAGGAGUGGAGAGCCUAUGUGGAGUACAUAGACGACAUGGUCAUAGACGGCUUCUUCAACAGCAUCGAGUGCUCCCUCAAGUUCUUCCUCGACAACACUGGUGAGCAAUGAUCUGUUCAGCUUGAAUGAUUUGUGUAUUCACCUCAGCCUUGGUUUGACUAACAGUCUUGUGAGCCCUCCUGAAUGUAAGACGUGCACUUUGUACGAGAUUCACUCAUUUUUGUUGAAACACCCCUUCUCCCCACCUCAGACCAACGUGGUGGUGUGGCCCCUUUGUUUGAGGCCCAGCUGGACCUGAGGGUCCCUGACAUGGUGUUUAACCCUUCGCUGGAGUACGGCGCUGCCGAUGGCUUCUAUGACCUGGUGGAGAGCCUGGUCAAUGACAUCUACAGGACCUCUUCUCUGGUGCCACGCCUGGCCACACACAGCAGCGUCCCACACUACCAGGUACUACAACACUGCUAUGGUUGCAAAAUUCCGAUAACUUUCCCCAAAUUCCCCGGUUUUCCAGAAAUCCCAGUUGGAAGGUUCCUGGAAUCAGGAGGACAUAACCAGGAUUUCUGGAGAACCUGGGAAUUUUGGGGAAGUUACCUACAUUUAGGAACCUUACAUUUAUGCCAAACAGUUUACAUUCAUGCUGUUUAUAUUCAUGCUGUUUAUAUUCAUGCUGCUCAGACACAAGUUGGUCUCAUGAAAUAUACUGUAUUAUUAUUAUAUGCCAAGUUUGUCUCAAAGGCCAAUAUUAAGACGGAGAUCAAUAAUCCAUCUUAAAAGGGAUACUGCGAGAUUCUGGCAAUUAAUUGUUCUAUUUACCCAGAGCCAGAUGAACUUGUGGAUACCCUGUUUAUGUCUCUGCGUGCAGUAUCAAGGAAGUUAGAGGUAGCGUCGCAAGCCAAUGCUUACUAGUGCAAUUACUGGAAGUCUACAGGUAUGCACACAGAGACAUACAAAUGGUAUCCACAAGUUCAUCUGACGCUUAAUUGCCAGAAUCUCACAGUAUCCCUUUAACCCAUAAUCUAUAAUGUGUAUUGUAUCUAUAAUCCAUAUUCUAUCAUCUAUAACCUAAUUAUAAUCUGUCCACUAUCAGGCUGAUAUGGAAGACAUGGCUGAUUUGGCGGACAUGCGUCAGCUACUGAUGGAACGUGUGCAGGGCGUCAUGGCGACGUGUUGUGAGUUCCGUAACUCUUUGGAGCGCUAUGCAUACCUGUACGUUGACGACAGGAAGGAGUUUAUGCGUCAGUUCCUGCUGUACGGCCACGUGCUGACCAGUCAGGAGAUAGAGGCUCAUGCAGAGGAUGGAGUCCCAGAGAACCCACCUACACUGGAGCAGUUUAGAGAGCAGGUGGAUGGGUAAGGGAGAUAAAUAGUGUGUUUUUGAGUGUGUGUGUGCAAGUGUGUAUGUAAUGAUGACUCUCUGUGUGUGUGUGUGUAACCCCAGGUACGAGCGUAUCCAUGAGGAGGUGCAGGGUCUGGAGCCAGUGUGUGUGUUCCAGGGGUGGAUGAGGGUCGACGGACGGGCCUUUAAGAGUGCCCUGCUCAACAUCGUCAGGAAGUGGAGUCUCAUGUUCAAACAACACCUCAUAGACCAUGUCACAAACAGGUAUGCAGACUCUAUCACACACAGGUAGAUAGACAGAAACCAGAGGAUUCCAGAGAAAACCACUGUCAAAGUAUCCUUCUACUUAAUGUUGUCUCUCUUGUUUUUAAACAUUUCAAAACUGUAACACUCUCUCUCUCUCUCUCUCUCUCUCUCUCUCUCUCUCUCUCUCUCUCUCUCUCUCUCUCUCUCUCUCUCUCUCUCUCUCUCUCUCUCUCUCUCUCUCUCUCUCUCUCUCUCUCUCUCUAGCCUGUCAGACCUGGAGGAGUUUAUCAGUCUAGCAGAGCAGGGGCUGGGCCGCAGAGUGGAGGAGGGCGACUACGGUGGCCUGGUGGGGGUCAUGGGUCACCUGCUGGCCGUGAAGGAGAGGCAGGGCGGGACGGACGCCAUGUUUGAGCCGCUCCAACACACCAUUACCCUGCUCAAGACCUACGAACAGGAGCUGCCUGACGUGGUCUACAAACAGCUAGAGGUGACCCUUGUCCAAAGUCAAUCGAUCAAACUCCUCCCUCUCUCCUCCCUCCUCAUCUCAUUCCUCGGUCCCCUUCUGUCCUUCCUUUUGGCACUCAUCCCUCUGUUUUGUCCCACUCCCUCUAUGCUCCUUCUGGUGGUAUUCAUCCUCCUCCCUCCUCCUCCCUCUCUCCCUCCUUUCUCUCUCUCCAGGAGCUAUCAGAAAAGUUACUCAUGUCUCUGUCCCUCUUGCCUCCUGGUACUUAUCACACGUUGUCCCCCUCUCCCUCCUUCCUAUGCCUGAUAAUCAUCUAUUUCUCCCUCUCUCUAGGAGCUUCCAGAGAAGUGGACCAACGUGAAGAAGCAGGCGGUGGUGGUGAAACAGCAGGUGGCUCCUCUACAGGCCAGCGAGGUGGCCGGACUACGCAGGAAGUGUGCCUCCUUCGACGUGGAGCAACACGCCUUCAGAGAGAGCUUCAGAAAGAACGGGCCCUUCAGGUGACACACGUGUGCUUGCACACACACAGGCUGAAUUUCGCAGACAAAAAGUUGUCCUCCCUUCUGUCCUCAUUCAAUCCUCAGUCCUAAACAGUCCUGUAUCUCCUACCCCUAGACAUUUGUCCUAUUUGAUCUGAAAGGGUUGUAUAGGUGUAAGCAAUGUGGUUAUGGGUCCACAUCCCCAACCAGAGGGCUAGGUAGAGCCAUAAAAACAUUGCUUACACCCUUCUGCAAGCAAGACAGGUUUCUCUCCGUCAUGGGCCACCAUUGCAAAGAUCACAGAUUGUUGGUCCCUCCUGUCACACCUCUACAUCUAUCAGUCUAUAAUUGUGCAGUGAACAGUUAACGGCACAACGCUUACACAUUAGGCAAGCAUAAUUGAAUCUUUACAUAUGCUAAUUACCCACAGGUAGUGGCGCUCCAUCAUGCUGUCUAAUUACCUAAUGAAUUAUGCGCAUAAUCGUUCCUCCGUAAUUACAUGAUUUUCUCAUUAAUGUCAUUGAUGUCAGGGUUUAUAAUUGACUGUGUGUGUGUGGUGUCGGCCUGAGUAAACAACCUCCAUACCAAACAUGACUUGACAAAGUAGUCAGCUGAAACAGUAACAGACUGUUGCUCAGGCUGGUGGGCUGUAGGUUUGGCAGUAAGAGCCUCUACACAAGGGGCUUUCAAAUCGAUUUUCUCCCUGGUAGUUAAUACAUUUACAUUUUAGUCAUUUAGCAGACGCUCUUAUCCAGAGCAACUUACAGUUAGUGAGUGCAUACAUUUUUUUUCAUACAUUUUUUCUAUACAUUUAUAAUGUCAGGUUAACUUAGUAUCAAUGUGAAACCAUAUCAGAUGCUGAGAGAGUAACCUUGCUGUGUGGUUUCUCUGUGUGUUAUUGUAGGUUUGACAGUAAAUACUCUGUUUUUGUAGGUUUUACAGUGAAAACCCUCUGUGUUUUAGGUUUGACAGUGAGAAGCCUUAUGCCAUGCUGAAUGCAUCCCACAAACAGAUCCAGGAGAAGGAGACUGUGAUGGCUGGGCUGGUGGAGUCUGCCAGCCUGUUUGAGGUGACUGUCUCUGACUACAGACAACUACGACAGUGCAGGUGAGACAGGGCUACUUUUUCAGUUUUUCUAAACUCUUUUCUCACAAGGUUUCUUCCUUCAAGGGAGUUUUUCAUUCUACUGUUUUCCCUUAGAAGAUCCAGGCCGGGUUACUGUAAAGAACUCGGUGUAAAAUAUUUUUUGUGAAAAGUGCUAUAUUAAUGCAAUUGUUUGAUUGAUGUACUGACUGACCGACUGAUUGUUAUAUCCUGUGGUUCCCCAGGCGUGAGGUGGUGCUGCUGAAGGACCUGUGGGACAUGAUAGCUGUAGUAAACAGUAGUAUGGCUGCCUGGAGGACCACACCAUGGAGAGACAUCAACAUAGAGGACAUGGAACUGGAGUGUAAACUCUUCAAUAAAGAUAUCAGAGCAUUGGAUAAAGAGGUGAGGGGGAGAGAUGAGGAUGAGGAGAAAGGAGGGGAGAAGAGGAGAGGGGUAUAAAGAGGAGAGGAGAAAAAUAAACAGAUUUCACAUUUUGGGGCGGAUUUUACUCCAGAUUGUACUCUGGCCACAAUCAAAAAGAGAAAAACCCAUUGUAAAAGAACAAAUACAUUUCUCACACCUUGCCUCUCCCUUACUUUUUCCUGACACUCACCUCUCCCGCCAGUGUUUUUGGCUGUUAAUGCUGAACUGUAUCAUAAAAACCCUUCUUCCUCCUAGGUGCGAUCGUGGGAGGCGUUCUCAGGUCUGGACAGCAGGGUAAAGAACCUCCUGACCUCCCUCAGGGCCGUAGCAGAGCUCCAGAACCCUGCCAUACGGGCCAGACACUGGCACCAGCUCAUGGCUGCCACCGGGGUGCGCUUCACCAUGGACCAGGAGACAACACUGGCGGACCUGCUGCAGCUCAAUCUGCACAACUUUGAGGAGGAGGUGAGGGGCAUCGUGGACAAGGCUGUCAAAGAGAUGGGAAUGGAGAAGGUGCUCUCUGAACUCAACUCUACAUGGACCGGUACAGUACAGAAUACCCUGAAACUGAGCUCAAUCAUGACAUUUAUCAGACUCCUGUACUAGUCAUGUUUAAUCUGUGAUUGACUGAUUGGUUGAUUGACUGAUUGGUUGAUUGACUGAUUGGUUGAUUGCUCCAGGUAUGCAGUUCCAGUACGAGCCUCACCACCGUACCCUGGUGCCCCUGCUGCGCUCGGACGAGGACCUGAUUGAGACCCUGGAGGACAAUCAGGUGCAGCUGCAGAACCUCAUGUCCUCCAAGUACAUCGGCCACUUCCUGGAGGAGGUGUCGUCAUGGCAACGGAAAUUGUCAGUGGCGGACGGGGUGAUAUCCAUCUGGUUCGAGGUGCAGCGUACCUGGACCCAUCUGGAGAGCAUCUUCAUAGGCUCUGAGGACAUCCGCUCACAGCUGCCCGAGGUCAGACACACACACACACACACACACAGACACACAUGCUCAAAGACACGCACACACACACACUCGCAUUUGCAUGCACACAUGCACUCCCAUUUGACAAGUUUGUUUUUUAUCCUUCAUAAGGGCUCUGUCUGUACCACUUUCAUGCAUGUUCAUUAAGAAAUCAUUAGUUGUCUAAACUCCAGCCUACUUUGUAAAUCAGAAUUACACAUUUCCUUAAUUACCUUGAUGAUGAUGCUAUUCCUCUGGUUCCAGUGCUAGUCUUAAAGCCAGAUGUUUGUAGUUAAUAUCUCUCUCUGUGAUUCUCUCUGUCCUCUGGGAACUCCUAUCCCCUGGCCGGGCUCCCACAAUGCAAUUCUCCCCAGGACUCCAAACGCUUUGAUUGGAUUGAUGCUGAUUUCAAAGAGCUGGCGAACGCAGCCCAUAAAACGCCCAAUGUGGUGGAGGCCACCAAUAAAGCAGGCCUGUUCAGCAAACUGGAGGACAUUCAGAGCAGGUGGGGGAAGGAGAGGGAGUAUGUGGUGGUGUGGUUGGAUUCUCUUUCUCACAGUGCUAAAAAAUGUUUUUGGACUGAAAUUUGUGUUAGCGAAAAGAGAAUGAUAGUGUUAUCGAUAGAAAAAGGCAACACAUAUAAAUGUAAGAACUUACCCAUGCAUGUAUUUAUACACUUGCACAUUAUCACACUCACACAAUUGACUGAUAAUGUCUGUGUCUAUCCUUGUGUAGACUAUCUCUGUGUGAGAAGGCCUUGUCUGAGUAUCUGGACACCAAGCGUCUGGCCUUCCCCAGAUUCUAUUUCAUCUCCUCUGCUGACAUGCUGGACAUACUGUCCAAUGGAACCAACCCACUCCAGGUAGGAACCUACACCCAUUAGGUGUAUCCACAAAGCCUCUGAGUAGGAGUGCUGAUCUAUGAUCAGUUUUGCCUUUUAGGACAUAAUGAAUACGAUUAUAUUGACAGUUUGGGACCUGAUCCUAGAUCAGCACUCUUACUCUGAGACGUUUUGUGAAUACGGGCCCAGAAGUCUCACAAUGAAUAAUGAAUACUUAUGAGUUUUUUGCUCAUACCUGUAGGACUAUGAGUCUCCACAAGAGAGCAGUGUUGGUCAUAGUUUGCAAGAGUCUUUACACCUCAUCCUGGGAAUAAAGAAAAAAGGGCAAAAUUGUUCUCUUCUCUAUUGAAGGAUAGUUGAACAACGACUUUGAACAAAGACUUUUGUUGAAACUUGUCAAUAAAGAGUGGUCCUAUCUGCUCCGUCCCUAGGUCCAGAGACAUCUAUCCAAGCUGUUUGACAACACAGCUAAGAUGCAGUUUGAGACAGACAUGGACGGGAAACCUACUAAGACAGGUCUGGGCAUGUUCAGUAGGGAGGAGGAGUACGUCCCCUUUAAUCAGCCCUGCGACUGCACCGGACAGGUAACGCUAGGAUGGGGAACAGGGACUGAAAGAUGUUAGCAUUUGUCAGACAUUCUCAGUCCAAUCUGUUAAAUAUCAAAGCAUGUAAAUCAAAUGUAUUAGUUCCCUAUUAGUCCCCUUCAUUUGAAUGAAAGGCCAGUUGUGUAUAUUCAUGUUGACUGAUGCCCCUCGGUUAAAAAGUGACAGACACAUUAAUAGUAUGGAUGUGUAGUAUGUCAUCGUCGUGUGUGGUUGUCUUCAGGUGGAGGUGUGGUUGAACUGUGUUCUGGACACCAUGCGGUCAACAGUGCGUCAUGAGAUGACCGAGGCAGUGAUGGCCUAUGAGGACAAACCCAGAGAACAGUGGCUGUUUGACUACCCCGCUCAGGUAGUACUGUAUUACAUUAGAAUUAGAAGAAGGUGUGUUAGAGCAGGGCUGUCACAAAAGCCUGCACACCCAAUAGCUCUCCAGGAGGAGGGUUGACCGCUCCUGCCAUGACCUGUGUCUUUUAUCGAUCUGUGUAGGUGGACCUGAUGUGCACUCAGAUCUGUAAGUCAAACCUCUAUCUUCCUCUGACCUUUGACCUCUAACUUCUAAUCUGUAUGUGUAUCUCGCCUUCUAGGUGGCCCUGACGUGUACUCAGAUCUGGUGGACGUCAGAUGUGGGCAUGGCCUUCUCCCGUCUGGAGGAGGGAUAUGAGAACGCCAUGAAAGAAUACUACAGGAAGCAGGUCGCCCAGCUCAACACACUCAUCUCCAUGCUGAUUGGACAGCUGUCGCUGGGCGACCGCCAGAAGGUCAUGACCAUCUGCACCAUAGACGUCCAUGCGAGGGACGUGGUUGCUAAAAUCAUCGCUCAGAAGGUAUCAGUUUUAGUUAGUUUUCAACCUUUUUUCAAUUAUGAAAUUAACAUAAUGAUAAAGGCUUUACAAAAGUACCUGAGGGAAGUUUUGCAACUUUACCGAAGAAAGAAAGCGUUUUGGAUGUUUUUUGACUCGUCCCUGUUUUUCGUCUUCUUCCAAUUCCCUAUCUCUCUCUUCAUUCCCCCAUCGCCAGGUGGAGAACUCUCAGGCGUUCGUAUGGUUGUCUCAGCUGCGUCAUCGCUGGGAUGAGAAGGAGAGACACUGCUUCGCCAACAUCUGUGACGCCCAGUUCCUUUAUUCAUACGAGUACCUGGGCAACACACCACGACUGGUCAUCACCCCGCUGACUGACAGGUACACUGACCAAUAACAACUACGCUGGCACAGGGUAUCACAUUCUCAUUGCUUAUCAUCCCACUCACAGAUAAGUACUACUAUGGUUGGUUACUUUUUUGAUAGACAAGUUAGGGCGAGCCUAAUCUCUCGUGAACAGAUUCUGCGCAUAAACCGAAGAAUCUGUCACAACAGGAUGGAAUUGGUAGGAUAACGAGCAGAAGUAGUUCUGGUGUUUGGGUUUUUGUCACUGAUUAUUUGGAUUGAUGUAAAAGGAUUGGGAGAAGGCAGUGCUUAAAUGUUGACUGCUUUGCACACGUGGUGAAAUUAGCCCUCACUGCGGCACAUGGAACGGGGCGGAGUUGGUUGUGGGCGUGGUCAGUUGUGGGCAGGGUCGGCCCGGGCCUGCCCCACCUACCACACGUUUUUAUUGGUUGAAGGGCAAAACGCAGCCUGCGUGGUGAUACGUUAGCACAUACAUGUGUCACACCCUGGCUCUGGGACUCAUUAUGUUGAGCCAGGGUGUGUUCAUUCUAUGUGUUUAUUUCUAUGUUGGUAGUUCUGUUGUGUCUAUUUCUAGGUUGUUGUAUUUCUUUGUUUGAGUGACUCCCAAUCAGAGGUAACGAGUGUCAGCUGUUGGCUCGUUGUCUCUGAUUGGGAGCCAUAUUUAAACUGUCUGUGUUCACCUUGUGUUUGUGGGUUUUUGUUCCUUAUGCGGUCAGUGUAACCGUGGACUUCACGAGUCGUGUUUUGUUUGUAAUUUAGAUACUUUAAUAGAAUAAAGUCAUGUUCGUUUCACACGCUGCGCCUUGGUCUACUCUCCUUUACGACGAUCGUGACAGAAAAACCCACCAUCAAAGGACCAAGCAGCAUGUCCAGGAACAGGCAACCUGGACGUGGGAGCAGCGUCGGAGGGUCGAGAGGCAACCCCAAGAAAUUUUUAGGGGGGGGCACACGGCAUGGACGACGGAGGCAAAGAUGGGGCGAAUCCAGGAGGCCACCAGGCCAGGGGUACACCGCCCUGUACGUCCUGUGCGGAUGCCUCACACAGAGUGUGUGAGGGUAGGCAUUCAGCCAGGACGGGUGGUGGCCGCUGUUCACUCCAGGCCUCCUAUCCGUCUCCACAGCCCGGUCCGGCCUGUUCCUGCCACCCGCACCAAGUCUACGGUGCGCGUCGCCAGCCCGACCCGGCCUGUUCCUGCCACUCGCACCAAACCUACGGUGCGCGUCGCCAGCCCGGUCCGGCCUGUUCCUGCCACCCGCACCAAGUCUACGGUGCGCGUCGCCAGCCCGACCCGGCCUGUUCCUGCCACUCGCACCAAACCUACGGUGCGCGUCGCCAGCCCGGUCCGGCCUGUUCCUGCCACCCGCACCAAGUCUACGGUGCGCGUCGCCAGCCCGACCCGGCCUGUUCCUGCCACUCGCACCAAACCUACGGUGCGCGUCGCCAGCCCGACCCGGCCUGUUCCUGCCACUCGCACCAAACCUACGGUGCGCGUCGCCAGCCCGGUCCGGCCUGUUCCUGCCACUCGCACUAAGCCAGGGGUGCGAGAAGUCAGCCUGGUAAGGCCCGUUCCUCCUCCACGCACAAAGCCAGUGGUGCGAGUCGUCAGCCUGGUAAGGCCCGUUCCUCCUCCACGCACCAAGCCUACGGGGUGCGUCGUCAGCCCUGUCCGGCUCGUUCCUGCUCUCCGCACCAAGUCUGUGGUGCGCGUCGCCAGCCCAUUCCGGUCCAUUCCUGUUCCACGCACCAAGCCAGGGGCGCGUGUCGUCAGUCCGGCUCCGGCCAGCGGGGCUAGACAGGACCAGGGGUACUUUGGGGGGUGUAUCGGAGGGUGGUGGUCAAGGCCGGAGCCAGAACCGCCGCCGAGGAGGUAUGCCCGCCCAGCCCUCCCCUGUUUUGUUUAGUUGAGGCGCGGUCGCAGUCCGCGCCUUUAGGGGGGGGGUACUGUCACACCCUGGCUCUGGGACUCAUUAUGUUGAGCCAGGGUGUGUUCAUUCUAUGUGUUUAUUUCUAUGUUGGUAGUUCUGUUGUGUCUAUUUCUAGGUUGUUGUAUUUCUUUGUUUGAGUGACUCCCAAUCAGAGGUAACGAGUGUCAGCUGUUGGCUCGUUGUCUCUGAUUGGGAGCCAUAUUUAAACUGUCUGUGUUCACCUUGUGUUUGUGGGUUUUUGUUCCUUAUGCGGUCAGUGUAACCGUGGACUUCACGAGUCGUGUUUUGUUUGUAAUUUAGAUACUUUAAUAGAAUAAAGUCAUGUUCGUUUCACACGCUGCGCCUUGGUCUACUCUCCUUUACGACGAUCGUGACAACAUGUAACAGAUCAGCUAGCUAGCCACUCUAGCUAGCUAGUUAGCUGGCUAACAUUAUAGGUUUAGAGUCACGUCUAACAAUAAAAAUAAAUAUUUUCUAAUAGAUUUUUGGGUUCCUCAUUUCUGUUGCCUGUAAAUACUUUUUAUGCAUGCUUACAGUGAGGGAAAAAAGUAUUUGAUCCCCUGCUGAUUUUGUACGUUUGCCCACUGACAAAGAAAUGAUCAGUCAGAUUUAUUUGAACAGUGAGAGACAGAAUAACAACAAAAAAAUCCAGAAAAACACAUGUCAAAAAUGUUAUAAAUUGAUUUUCAUUUUAAUGAGGGAAAUAAGUAUUUGACCCCCUCUCAAUCAGAAAGAUUUCUGGCUCCCAGGUGUCUUUUAUACAGGUAACAAGCUGAGAUUAGGAGCACACUCUUAAAGGGAGUGCUCCUAAUCUCAGUUUGUUACCUGUAUAAAAGACACCUGUCCACAGAAGCAAUCAAUCAAUCAGAUUCCAAACUCUCCACCAUGGCCAAGACCAAAGAGCUCUCCAAGGAUGUCAGGGACAAGAUUGUAGACCUACACAAGGCUGGAAUGGGCUACAAGACCAUCGCCAAGCAGCUUGGUGAGAAGGUGACAACAGUUGGUGCGAUUAUUCGCAAAUGGAAGAAACACAAAAGAACUGUCAAUCUCCCUCGGCCUGGGGCUCCAUGCAAGAUCUCACCUCGUGGUGUUGCAAUGAUCAUGAGAACGGUGAGGAAUCAGCCCAGAACUACACGGGAGGAUCUUGUCAAUGAUCUCAAGGCAGCUGGGACCAUAGUCACCAAGAAAACAAUUGGUAACACACUACGCCGUGAAGGACUGAAAUCCUGCAGUGCCCGCAAGGACCCCCUGCUCAAGAAAGCACAUAUACAGGCCCGUCUGAAGUUUGCCAAUGAACAUCUGAAUGAUUCAGAGGAAAACUGAGUGAAAGUGUUGUGGUCAGAUGAGACCAAAAUGGAGCUCUUUGGCAUCAACUCAACUUGACGUGUUUGGAGGAGGAGGAAUGCUGCCUAUGACCCCAAGAACACCAUACCCACCGUCAAACAUGGAGGUGGAAACAUUAUGCUUUGGGGGUGUUUUUCUGCUAAGGGGACAGGACAACUUCACCGCAUCAAAGGGACGAUGGACGGGCCAUGUACCGUCAAAUCUUGGGUGAGAACCUCCUUCCCUCAGCCAGGGCAUUGAAAAUGGGUCGUGGAUGGGUAUUCCAGCAUGACAAUAACCCAAAACACACGGCCAAGGCAACAAAGGAGUGGCUCAAGAAGAAGCACAUUAAGGUCCUGGAGUGGCCUAGCCAGUGGAGGGAGCUGAAGGUUCGAGUUGCCAAACGUCAGCCUCGAAACCUUAAUGACUUGGAGAAGAUCUGCAAAGAGGAGUGGGACAAAAUCCUUCCUGAGAUGUGUGCAAACCUGGUGGCCAACUACAAGAAACAUCUGACCUCUGUGAUUGCCAACAAGGGUUUUGCCACCAAGUACUAAGUCAUGUUUUGCAGAGGGGUCGAAUACUUAUUUCCCUCAUUAAAAUACAAAUCAAUUUAUAACAUUUUUGACAUGCAUUUUUCUGUUUUUUGUUGUUGUUAUUCUGUCUCUCACUGUUCAAAUAAACCUACCAUUAAAAUUAUAGACUGAUCAUUUCUUUGUCAGUGGGCAAACAUACAAAAUCAGCAGGGGAUCAAAUACUUUUUUCCCUCACUGUACAUCCACAGUGGGAUUUCAACAGUUUCUUUCUGUUUGUCUAAAUAAUUAUUUAUUGUAUUUAAUCUUAAAUUAUGUUACAACAUUCCAACCUUGUUUAGCAUUAUCUAGUCCAAAUAUGGCAUGAUUCCACUAUUUGUAUGCGUUAGCAUCACUUUCAAUGAGGGACAUUUAUUUUUAAGGUGAACUGCAAAUUCACUAUGGUGGCUAAUAAGUUAUUUUGGCUAGCUUCACAUAUGUAGGGACAAGCGGGUGCCAGGGCCAGAGGACUGACAUAACGUUGGCCAACGUUCAGAUAUAAAUGUAUUAUAUAGAAAUAUGCCUCUCUGAUUCUAAGGAAUCAUGUCAGUUCUAUUCAUGGCAUUUCUAUCUGCAAUAUAUUUUUUCUUGGAUUAAUACAAAUAAUCGUAAGAAAAAUGUAUUUGUUGUUGUUUAGCACCUUUCAUACAAGCAAUUGCAGCUUGAACGGGGUUACUGCAUUAUUGUGGGAAACAUCACAGAAAAAAGUUUGAAUAUAAAAAGCGGAUUCAUGACCUGUUUCUGUAGUCCUCUGGCAAACUGUGGCUGUGGAACUGACCAGUAGCCUAUUCCCUUUGAAGACAGAACAAAGCACCACAAAGACAAUGGUGUUUGAAGGCUGGAUCAGUGAUCAGUGGUCGUAGAGGCAGCAUAUGGCCAGAGACAGUCCUCUAUCUCGUUAUCUCUGCCUGUCAAACUGUUGACCACUGACCCUCUGUCAUUCAGCCAUACUGGAGUCAGGGAAAGUUUGAUAUAAAGUUGUCAUUCAUUCACAGAUGGCUUAAACAGUUUGAUUUCAGGUUUCAGAUUUGUGUUUGGAUUUCAAUCACAUAGUUCUGGAAGCAAAUGUGUUUAUAGGGGUUUUGUUGGCAUCCCCCUGGUAGAAAAACAAUGAUAUAAUCACACGUACACAAUACUUCUCAGUUAAACGGCACAAAUUGUUUCGGCCCCUUCUGAGAACUGUGUUUAGGCAUUUUAGGUAUUCAGAACAAGCAGGUUUGUAGCCACCCAGACAAUUGAUUGUGUGAUAUUUGUCCAUAUUUCAAAAACGUCUAUAAAAACGUUGGCAACAGUCUCUGGAUGACACAGAUUGGAUCGUUUGUCUUCCGGAAGCUUGCAUAUCUCUUUAACACAAUCUCUCUCUCUCUCGCUCUCUCUCUCAGUAUAUUAUCUAUUUACCCUCUGAUUGCUAAAAUGAUUACCACAUUGAUUUCAGAGGCGAAACAUUGCAUUUAUAUUGAUGAUCAAUGCAGAUUUGAUUGUCUCUAUCAGUCCUUCUAAACACCUUAGUGCACUAUUGAAACAUUCAGAUUGUUGUUGCAUUUAAAUGCCUGCUUGUUAUUUAAUUGAAUUAAUCAGCCUAUGACAGAAGUGAAGUUGUUAUUACUAAGGAGUGUGAUGUGUGUGUGUGGGUUUAACUCUUCGGAGUGUGUGUGUGUAUGGGUGUGUGUUUUAACUGUGUGUGUUUCCCAGGUGCUACAUCACUCUGACCCAGUCCCUCCACCUGACUAUGAGUGGUGCUCCAGCAGGCCCAGCAGGCACUGGCAAGACAGAGACCACCAAGGAUCUGGGCCGAGCCCUCGGCAUCAUGGUCUAUGUAUUCAACUGCUCCGAGCAGAUGGACUACAAGGUGGGCUCCCACUCCCUCUACAGACAGGCUAUGAAUCAUCUAAGUCAGAGAUGGGCAACUUUGAUGGGGGUGGGGGCCACAAAAAAACAGAAUUCAUCAUAAGGGCCCGCAGUUGCUCACGGGUCUGCGUACCCACAUCCAUACCUCCCACAUUGCGAGCAAAACAUCUUGACAGCGGAGAUUUCUUAAAAAUUAAGUUUUUGAGUUAAUUUCGUGCAAUUCUACACAUUUUGCCAUGGAGUGUAGAGCAAAUGUUGCAAUUUAAAGCAAGUUCGCUGCAAUUCUACACAUUUUGCCAAGUGGCGGAGAGAAAUGUUUGCAGUUUUUAGUAUGAUAUCUGAGUGAGACUGACUAACAAAAUCAAUGGGGGCCCCCCGGCCGGUAAUACGACCAUGAUAACAAGUUUGGAUAGCUGGCCGCUAAACUAAUUUAGCAAUCUAAAGAAUGUCAGCUGACAUGGGCUAAUUGACUGACUAUCAGUGGCUGACAUAAGAGUAAAACAGUUGAUGCACAACCAAAUUUCAAAAUUGCACCUUGUGUAGUCUACUAUUCUAACUAUUCUAAGUUGAGACCCCGACUGAGUUUCUUUUGGGGGGGGGGGGGGGGGGGGGGCGGGGGAAUUAAUCCGAGGGCCGCCAGUUGCCCAUCCCUGAUCUAAGCUCUGCUUCUCCAACUCUACUCGGUGUGGGUAUUUGAAAUGGAGAUGGAGAGGAGGGUAAAGAGAGCUCCCUGUCUCUCUCUCUUUCUGUCUCAUCUCUCUCUCUCUCUCCCUCUGUCAUUGAAGGAAGAACAUAACAGUUCAACCUGACGGAUGCAUUUAUUUAGCUGUUAAGCGUUGUCAGAUGCCCAUCUCAGUGUUCCUGCCGCAACAUGCACACACACACACACACACACACACACACACACACACACACACACACACACACACACACACACACACACACACACACACACACACACACACACACUCACUGCAUCAAUAGAGACGCAGGCAUAAUCUCUUCAUACAGCUUGUUGCUGCCUCUCUAGACAGGAUAAUUAUUAUUGCCCUUCCCACCCUACACACACACACACACACACACACACACACACCACACUGCAUUGAUGUGUCAGAGAGAAGCACUAAUAUACACCAGGAGAGGCAGAGAUGGUGUAAAGUCAUACAACCAAGCGGCACACACACACACUCUCACACACACACACACACACACACACACACACACACACACACACACAUCAAACCUGCAGUCAGGCUUGGUUAGUGUCAGGGCUCUGCCCUAUAAUGGGGAGGAAGAUUUGGAUCCUACCUCUCUCCUGUCUAGUGAAUCUCAGGAGGCUGUUUCACCUGCUCAGAAGUUUGUGUUCUGUGUCUGUGGAGAAAACUGAUCGUGGGUGGUGUGUGUUGGCAUUUAACCUUUUUCAAUAGACAGCCGGCAACAAAAUGUCACCCGUUUAGGAAAGAAUGUUUAGGCCCUUGCUAUUGUGGUAAAUCUCAAAUGUCUGUUGUCAAUCUUACCUUCAAUCUUACUCUGUAUAAAACACAUCUCCCUCCCACCCCCCAUCCCCCUCUCUCUCUCUUUCUCCUCUCUUCUCUCUCUCUCUCUCUCUCUGACCCCUCAUCCAGUCAUGUGGGAACAUCUAUAAAGGCCUGGCCCAGACAGGAGCGUGGGGCUGCUUUGACGAAUUUAACAGGAUCACUGUGGAGGUGCUGUCUGUGGUCGCUGUGCAGGUAAGCAUGUCCCUGGGCUAAUCAUACAGUGCGCUCCAAAAGUAUUGGGACAGUGACACUUUAUAUAUUGACUCUGGACUGUAAAUUAAGAAUAUAAUAUGUUUCUAAACACUUCUACAUUAAUGUGGAUGCUACCAUGAUUGUGGAUAGUCCUGAAUUAAUUGUGAAUAAUGAUGAGUGAGAAAGUUACAGACGCACAAAUAUCACCCCCCCCCCAAAAAAAAAAAAAUGAAUGCGAACCUCGCCUGUUAUUGUAAUGGGGAGAGGUUAGCCUGUCUUGGGGGAAUGAUAUUUGUGCCUCUGUAAUUCUCACUCAUCAUUAUUCGCGAUUCAUUCAGGACUAUCCAUAAUCAUGGUAGCAUCCACAUUAAUGUAGAAGUGUUUAGAAACAUAUUCUAUUCUUCUUUACAAUAAAAGUGACUCCUAAAUUACACAAUACAUGAUUUACCUUUCAUUUCUAUUGGGCACAAAAUAAUCUGAACCAAUGAUUGCAUGAGUUAGCACAGUACAUAUUCAUAUUUUGUAUUGUGUAUUGUUACGAAACUCAUAACUAGGUUACGGAUAUUGUUGCACUCGCUUUGUCUAGGUGUCCUAGGCCUAGUUACAUGAUCUGUAACCUGAAUGAAUGUGUGCAUUUAUGUGAGAAAUCAGCAUUUGAGGACCGUGAUGGAUGUACAUGUGCCCAGGGAGACAGCAAUCUUAACUUGGUAAAAAAAAGACUCUUAAAACCAACAAACCCAGUAGCAUCACGGCUUGCAAACAGGGACACUCACUGACCAUCACCUUAAUUGGUUGCACCUGAUUUGCUUAUCAACCAGACUCAGCAUCUGGACAAGGUUGCUGCUGCCCCCUGGGUGAAUGGAGUGUGGAAGUUUAUCCUGGAUAGUGUGUUUGUUUAUGCCCUAAUACUUACCUUCCCCCAUAUCAUAACAUUAUGUGCAGUAGGUAAUGCUUGUUAAAUCACAAUGAUCGUGAUAAUGUUGAUAGGUUUCCGUCAUCAUCAGACUAUCAAUCAAUCAAUCAAUUUUAUUUUAUAUAGCCCUUCUUACAUCAGCUAAUAUCUCGAAGUGCUGUACAGAAACCCAGCCUAAAACCCCAAACAGCUAGUAAUGCAGGUGUAGAAGCACGGUGGCUAGGAAAAACUCCCUAGAAAGGCGAAAACCUAGGAAGAAACCUAGAGAGGAACCAGGCUAUGAGGGGUGGCCAGUCCUCUUCUGGCUGUGCCGGGUGGAGAUUAUAACAGAACCAUGCCAAGAUGUUCAAAAAUGUUCAUAAGUGACAAGCAUGGUCAAAUAAUAAUCAGGAAUAAAUCUCAGUUGGCUUUUCAUAGCCGAUCAUUAAGAGUUGAAAACAGCAGGUCUGGGACAGGUAGGGGUUCCAUAACCGCAGGCAGAACAGUUGAAACUGGAAUAGCAGCAAGGCCAGGCGGACUGGGGACAGCAAGGAGUCACCACGGCCGGUAGUCCCGACGUAUGGUCCUAGGGCUCAGGUCUCUCAGUUGGCUUUUCAUAGCCGAUCAUUAAGAGUUGAAAACAGCAGGUCUGGGACAGGUAGGGGUUUCGUAGACUAGCAGUAUAGCACAGCACAGCCAGUUUUUCUGCCCUCUCCCCGGCAGCUAGCUAUGAAAGGAAACGUUCUCAAUAAGUCAGAGAGAGAGAGAGAACUAUGAAAUUGUAAAGCGGCAGAACAGAGCAAUAGAUGUGCGUUAGCAGGCUUAUUUAAUAAUAAAUCAGGCUAUGCUUAGAAAGGAAGAAGACCUUGGAAAAGAAUGGCAGAGAACAAUCAAAUAUUUCUGACGGGCGCUCUCCCACCCUCUCCAGUACCAUCUUCUCCUUCCUCUGCGCUUCACCCAGGUUGUGUUCAUAACAGCACGCAACAGAAAACAUUUUAAACUGUUUUGCAACGCAAACAACAAAAUUAGCGUUUCUCAUUGGACAAGUCCAGGUAGUGCCUUCCUCCCUUUUUCUCAGUCUGUUUUUCUUCUGUUCUGUGCCUAAUGAACACGACCCACCCGUCUUCUCCAUAAGCGAAUGUCAGAGGAUGGUGUACGAUAAUCCAUUCUGUUUAAGGGGAGAGGAGGCGCCAUAACGUAGCUGCAGUUUGUGAGUGCGUUCGCAGAUGGCAGGAUCAAUUCUCCAUUAGGUAAAGGGCAGGGAAACAGAAGGCAGCACAGACACAGCUGAAUGGAGACAGAUGAGCUAAAUUCAGCCCCUCUCUUCUCCUCAACACAACUGUCUGUUGGUGAAAUUGUCUGCAAAAUACCAGACUGGAUGAUGAAUAAUGCCUAAUGGGUGUAUAAUUAUGGGAGUGUUUGUGUUGUUUCAUAUACACACAGAGUCAACACAGCGUUUUCGAAACUAAUCUAUUUUACCACACAGUCGAGAUCUUGGAUUCAGCCAAGGACACGGCAACAUUCAUCUUAUUCUUACUGUACACAUCCUAGACACACACACAGAUGUAGGAUAUGUCAUAUGAUGAGAAUGAACUAGUGUUGCCGUUUUAUCAUUUCAGUAAACGCUAGCUUAUAGCUUUUUCGAAGAAAGUGAGACUCCAUCUCCGUAUAUAAAAUGCUGGCCGUAAAACAAGAUGCGUCCAUGCAAAUAUCAUUGCCUAGGCUAUAUUUUAGAGUGUGAAUACCAUUCCAUUUUGUGUUUGUUGGUGAUUGAAUACCAGCGGUAGUAUCUUACAAGACCACCUACCUAUUCUAGCUUUGUUAUCAGACUGAACAUAGUUCCUGACUGUCUUCUAUAUCUAUACAUCUCUGUAUAUCUAUACAUCUGUCCUGUCCAGGUGAAGAGCAUCCAGGACGCCAUCCGAGACAAGAAGCAGAGGUUUAACUUCAUGGGCGAGGAGGUGAAUCUCUUCCCCUCUGUAGGCAUCUUCAUCACUAUGAACCCAGGCUACGCUGGCAGGACCGAACUACCUGAGAACCUCAAGGCCCUGUUUAGGUAACACACGGAACACGCACAAAAGGGUUUCCUUGUUUUUACAGUGCUAUGAUGUCGUAUUUAACAAUAGAAUGAUGAGACUGAUGAAAAACAAAGAUGAUUUACCCCCUUUAAAGCAUUCACCGUGGGAUGUGUAUGAAAAUGUUGACGGAAGAAAAACGGACAAAUGACAAUGAAUAUAUUUCAGUCCAACAGUUACAUGAACUGAAUGUCCCCGACGGGAUUUGUACCAGGGUUGACUGCAAGCCACAUGACUGUCAGCCCACUGAACUUAAUCUUACUUUCUCUCCCUCCUUCCCUCCCUCCCUCCCUCCCUCCCUCCCUCCCUACCUCCCUCCCACCCUCUCUGUAGGCCUUGUGCCAUGGUAGUACCAGACUUUGAGUUGAUCUGUGAGAUCAUGUUGGUGGCUGAAGGUUUCCUCGAUGCCAGAGUCCUGGCCAGGAAGUUCAUCACCCUCUACACACUCUGCAAAGAGCUGCUUUCCAAACAGGUACAGUAUGCUUCAGAUCCUUGAUCUUAUACACUAGCUCCAUUAUAGCCUGGUCCCUUGUCUGUUUGUGCUGUCUUGCCAACUCCCAUGGUCAUUGUGGCGUGACAAUGACCAAAGGAGUUGGCAAGACAGCACAAACAGAUCUGGGACCAGGCUAGCUCCAUUAUGUCCAUAUUGAUUAUUACACAAAAAUGACUGGAUAUAGAGAAGAACUACAGCUCCAUACAGAAUCUGAUAUUCCAGAUAUGAAACACUGCCAUACAGUAAGUGGAUGAACAUUACAUUUGAUACUCUGCAUAGCCUGUAUGUGAUGCAUGGCAAUGAGUGUUACAGAACAUGUAUUUGACACUCAGUAUAGAGUAGGGCUGUUGCGGUGACCGUAUUACCCCACACUGGCAGUCAUGAGUCAUGACCGCAGUAAAAUUCUAUGUGACCACUGAGUCACGGUAAUCUCUUGUUAUGCACUCUGAACAGUAGUACCCAACUCGCUAAUGAUCAUCAGGUCGCUAAUGGCCUGGUAUUCAGGGAUCUAUUGUCCCUCUAACCACUCUGACAUCAAUGCAAUAGAAAAUCACAUCAAACACUUAUCAUCAAACCAGUAUCGUGCUUUUAAAACUCACCUCACUGUGAUUGAUCAAUUUGAAGAAAGAAGUUCAACAGCAGGUUGAAACUGAGUGGAAAACAUGGUCAUUGUGGAUGUUGUUUCAAAGCCUAACACAAUGAAAUGGGCAGUGCUUUCUAAGGUGAUGAUUCAUUCAAAACAUCCAUAUGCAUAUUAGAGUUUAUGCAUAAGCAUAGGCCUAUAUAUGAGCCAAAGCCCCCCCCCCCCCCCCCCCCCCCCCAAAAAAAACCUGAAUUAAAAUAAUGAUUGUGCCGUUAUACAAUACAUACAUUAUACAUGGCAGAAAAACAUUGGGACAUAAUUGGUCUAGCCUAAAUUAAACAAAUUCAGAUUUAGCCUACAAUUAUAGUGAAUUUGAUUUUAAAUAGCCUAAUAAUAGGGAAUGUUUUAUAUUUUAAUAAUUAAUAGGUUGACAAAUUACCUUUUAGCUACAGAAUAUCUCACCACCAUGAGUUUCCAUCUCCUCCCCUCUCUCCUUCAUUAAUUUCUCCAGCGCGCAGAGAGAGGGGCUGUCAACAGUUUAAUGAAAUAUGUUUUGUUUUGAAAACAUGUUACUAUCAAUGUUCCUGAAGAGAUUUCACUUGGUUUCCCAAAUGAAGCACUAGGUAGCUGCAGGAAAUGGUUGGAGAGCCCAUGGCAUACAGAGUUUAGGUGGAAUAUCACCUGUAGCGCAGCGAAAUUACCGGAGUGGCCGACCCAACGUGAGUGAAAAUUGUACCUGCAGGAAAGUGGCCUCCAUUCGCUAUUCCAGUGCAUACGGAUUAUGUCUUUUUUUUCCCCCUGCCCCUGUUCCUGCCAAUUUGAUAAUGGGUCAUUCUAAAUCUAACCUAAUUUUACAUAUUAGUAAAUAUGUAUAUUGAGAAUAGUCUGAUGGGUGAAAAUAUGUUCACUUGAUGAGAGAACAGCAUGUGCAGUCUGAGGCAAGGAACAGAGCGCAUGUUAUUUUUUUGUACAUUCUCAAAUCGUCAAUAGCCUAUAGUCGCAUCAUCCAGCCCAUAUAUCUUUUGAUUUCUAAGGCAUUCUAAGGUUUGUAACGUUCACAACUAAAGUUACCAAAUAACUCUGGACCUGUUUCAAAUGAUCACUUUUACGAUCAGCAUAGCCACUUCAUAUGCUCACACACUCGCUCCAGAAUGGGAAAAAUAAAGUUCAAUUAUAUUCUUCUUACUAUAAAAUCAUAUAAUAUAAAAUAAUAGCAUGACCGUGUUAAUGUUAAUUACCGGUCAAUUACCGAGAGAGAUGUUUAUUAUGGAUUAAUAUCCUGCUGUCGGAGGUCCAUUAAACUGUCAUAGUUACUCUUUUUAUGGCCCUUCAUGACGCACAAGUUCUUUGGUAGCUAUAAACUAAGACGAUAAUGAACAGAUUGUAUACUAAACAAUGUUCUUAUUGGCUGAAAUGGCAAAUCAAUGAAAGGAAUACAAAAAACAAGUGGUUGAUUAUCUAAAAGUGGAUUAAAUAAUGCUGGGACUACAUUAUGUGUCAUCAUAUUAUUAUGAAAUAACUUGCUGUGUGCAAACUUGUGUGUAACAAAGAUAUACACUACCAGUCAAACGUUUGGACACACCUACUCAUUCAAGGGUUUUUCUUUAUUUUUUUACUAUUUUUUAUAUUCUAGAAUAAUAGUGAAGACAUCAAAACUAUGAAAUAACACAAAUGGAAUCAUGUAGUAACCAAAACAGUGUUAAACAAAUCAAAAUAUAUUUUAUAUUUGAGAUUCUUCAAAUAGCCACCCUUUGCCUUGAUGACAGCUUUGCAAACUCUUGGCAUUCUCUCAACCAGCUUCACCUGGAAUGCUUUUCCAACAGUGUUGAACGAGUUACAACAUAUGCUGAGCACUUGUUGGCUGCUUUUCCUUCACUCUGCCGUCCGACACAUCUCAAACCAUCUCGAUUGGGUUGAGGUCGGGGGAUUGUGGAGGCCAGGUCAUCUGAUGCAGCACUCCAUCACUCUCCUUCUUGGUAAAAUAGCCCUUACACAGCCUGGAGGUGUGUUGGGUCAUUUUCCUGUUGAAAAACAAAUUAUAGUCCCACUAAGCCCAAACCAGAUGGGAUGGCGUAUCGCUGCAGAAUCAUGUGGUAGACAUGUUGGUUAAGUGUGCCUUGAAUUCUAAACAAAUCACAGACCGUGUCACCAGCAAAGCACCCCCACACCAUAACACCUCCUCCAUGCUUUACGGUGGGAACUACACAUGCGGUGAUCAUCAGUUCACCCACACCGCGCCUCACAAAGACACGGUGGUUGGAACCAAAAAUCUCCAAUUUGGACAAAUUUCCACCGGUCUAAUGUCCAUUGCUUGUGUUUCUUGGCCCAAGCAGGUCUCUUCUUCUUAUUGGUGUCCUUUAGUAGUGGUUUCUUUGCAGCAAUUCGACCAUGAAGGCCUGAUUCACACAGUCCCCUCUGAACAGUUGAUGUUGAGAUGUGUCUGUUACUUGAACUCUGUGAAGCAUUUAUUUGGGCUGCAAUUUUUUAGGCUGGUAACUCUAAUGAACUUAUCCUCUGCAGGAGAGGUAACUCUGGGUCUUCCAUUCCUGUGGCGGUCCUCAUGAGAGCCAGUUUCAUCAUAGCGCUUGAUGGCUUUUGCGACUGCACUUGAAGAAACUUGAAAUGUUCCGUAUUGACUGACCUUCAUGUCUUAAAGUAAUGAUGGACUGUCGUUUCUCUUUGCUUAUUUGAGCUGUUCUUGCAAUAAUAUGGACUUGGUCCUUUACCAAAUAGGGCUAUCUUCUGUAUACCCCCCCUACCUUGUCACAACACAACUGAUUGGCUCAAAUGCAUUAAGGAAAGAAAUUCCACAAAUGAACCUUUAAGAAGGUGACUACCUCAUGAAGCUGGUUGAGAGAAUGCCAAGAGUGUGCAAAGCUGUCAUCAAGGCAAAGGGUGGCUAUUUGAAGAAUCUCAAAUCUGAAAUAUAUUUUGAUUUGUUAAACACUUUUUUGGUUACUACAAGAUUCCAUAUGUGUUAUUUCAUAAUUUUGAUGUCUUCACUAUUAUUCUACAAUGUAGAAAAUAGUAAAAAAUAAAGAAAAACCCUUGAAUGAGUAGGUGUGUCCAAACAUUUGACCGGUAGUGUAUGUAUAGGUUAAAGUGUUGACAUAUCUUGUUUGACCAUUUGUCCUUGUCUUACCUUCAAAAUAUGUUCUGCUGAAACCACAAAAAAAGGACACAAUCAUGUUUGACAUUUCAAAACAUCAAAGACUAUACUUUAGGGCGGCAGGUAGCUUAGUGGUUAAGAGCAUUGUGACAGGAACCGAAAGGUCGCUGGUUCUAAUCCCUGAGCCGACUAGGUGAAAAAUCUGUCGAUGUGCCCUUGAGCAAGGCACUUAACCCUAAUUGCUCCUGUAAGUCGCUCUGGAUAAGAGCGUCUGCUAAAUGACUAAAAUGUAAAUGUCUGUCUAAUAAACAAGCACUUUGGGAAACUCUUGGUACAAAAGCCAGCCAUUUCUAUCCCUUCGACUACACAUCUUUGUAAUUCUUGGAAAAGGAAAAUGCCCCUUAAAUAUUAAUGUUCCGUCUCUCCCUGGUCUCCAGGACCACUAUGACUGGGGGUUGAGGGCCAUCAAGUCUGUCCUGGUGGUGGCUGGCUCCCUGAAGCGGGGUGACCCAGAUCGGCCGGAGGACCAGGUCCUCAUGCGGGCUCUGAGAGACUUCAACAUCCCUAAGAUCGUGACGGAUGACAUGCCAGUGUUCAUGGGGCUUAUCGGAGACCUGUUCCCUGCUCUGGACGUCCCCAGGAAGAGAGACCUGGAGUUUGAGAAGCAUGUCAAGCAGUCUGUGCUGGACCUCAAACUACAAGCAGAGGAUAACUUUGUACUGAAGGUGAGUUGUAGUUACCGGUUGACCAGGGUGGGCUGUUUCAGCCUUUAGAGUGUUGGUUAAAAGUUAUGAUGAAUGACUCAGGCCUAAACCCAUCCAAAAAGCAUGAAAAGCCACCGUUUUUUGACGGCAGAUGAUAGCCCUAUAUGAACACAGCCAUAAUACUGUAAUGUCCCUGACCUUCAAUAACACUACCAGGGAAAAUAAACCACACUUCAAGCUUGGUAAUUAACAAUAAAACAACCAAUUCAGCUCUAUCGUUUCUCUGCUACUAGUUCCCUUUUCUCCAAAAGCCAUGUACCUGGUGUUGCACUGUACUGUAUCAGUGGUAAGUACACAUUACUGUCAGAGCAGUCUGGGUUGUGGAUGAAUCGGCCAAAUAUACCCAACCCAAACCCUCCGGUUAUACUGUAAUAACGUCCCAGGUGGAAAGGUCCACCGUCCUUAUUCUAGCCAUUAUGCUGCGUUCACACACACACACACACACACUGUCAGAGACAGAGGAAAGCGGGGCCACGGGAAAUGAGUGCAAUCUGCAGCAGGUCAAAGCGGCAUGAUAGCAAAAUAAUGACACUCCAUCACACCGCUGUACCGCAAGAGCAGCUCAUAACCCUGCCACUGUCACAGACACCAUACAUGGAUAUAAACAGGGAGGGAAAAGGCUGAUGAGACAACGGCAGGUCAAUAAUGAUCCAUUUAUAUUGUCUGAACCUUACACUCUCUGUCUCUGUCGGACACCUUAUUUCCUAUAGCCAUAUUAAGCUAUAUUAUAGUGCACUACUUUUCGCCAGAGUCUGUUGGUCAGUAAGAUUGGAGUGAAAGGAGAAAGUCCAGAGGGGAAUGGUUUUAUCUGCAUUUAGUGUUAGCCUCUUGUAGUGCUAGCAUUAGCCUCUUGUGGUGUCAGCUGCCCACACAUCAAAACUGUAAUCAAUGUGGCUCCCGAGUGGCGCAGUGUUCUAAGGCACUGCAUCUCAGUGCUUGAGCUGUCACUACAGACCCCCUGGUUCGAUUCCAGGCUGUAUCACAACCGGACGUAAUUGGGAGUCCCAUAGGGCGGCGCACAAUUGGCCCAGCGUCAUCCGUGUUUGGCCGGUGUAGGCCAUCAUUGUAAAUAAGAAUUUGUUCUUAACUGACUUGCCUAGUUAAAUAAAGAAAAACUAAAAAAAAAUGUGUGUCUUUCAGAUGCUAACACUAUGCUGAGGGUGAAUUGCAUUAAUUGAGCAUGCUAUCAGUGAGUUUCACUGUCAAAGGAAAUAUGGUUUUCUUACAGAGACAUUGAUAUUUGCCACACUGUACUGUAAUCUGUUAUUUUCUCAAGUUCCUGUCACAUCCACCAUUAAAGUUAAUAUUAUUUCUCAGUCAUAAUUGUGUAUCAAAGUGUUGCUGAUAUUAAUGAGAUAAAUUUGAUACUUUACAUAACACAGAUGAGGCAGUGUUAGAGGUAGCAUAAUGUGUUCUUUCCACACUGGUUGAUGUUUGCAGUAAGCAGUAAAUACUGCUCUUUCACUGAACUGUAACGGGAGUGACACACAGUAUGGUACUGAUUUACUCAGCUGCAUUGCAGUGCACCAUACCAUUCUGUAUAGCAAUACUAUACUGUGGUCCUCUGUAGCUCAGCUGGUAGAGCACGGCGCUUGUAACGCUAAGGUAGUGGGUUCGAUCCCCGGGACCACCCAUACACAAAAAAAUAAUGUAUGCACGCAUGACUGUAAGUCGCUUUGGAUAAAAGUGUCAUAUGGCAUAUUAUUAUUAUACUAUAUGUCUCUCCCUUUCUCUCGCUGCCUCUCGCUCUCUCCCUCCUUCCCCCAGGUGGUACAGUUGGAAGAGUUGCUGGCGGUGCGCCACUCUGUGUUUGUAGUGGGUAACGCAGGCACAGGGAAGAGCCAGGUGAUGAGGUCACUCCAACGGACCUACCAGAACAUGAAGCGAAGGCCCGUGUGGGCGGACCUCAACCCCAAAGCUGUGACCAACGACGAGCUGUUUGGCAUCAUCAACCCUGCAACCAGGGAGUGGAGGGAUGGUGAGGGGCGGGCAUGAGGAUGACGGUCAUGAUGGUGAUGGUCAUGACGAUGAUAUGGUCAACAUAUAGACCUUUGAUACGUGUCUGUUUUCCAGGUUUGUUCUCUAACAUCAUGCGUGAGCUGGCUAACCUCAGUCACACUGGGCCUAAAUGGAUCGUACUGGAUGGAGACAUAGACCCCAUGUGGAUCGAGUCUCUCAACACUGUCAUGGAUGACAACAAGGUGUGUGUCUGUCUCUCUGUCUGCGUUUCUCUGUCUGUCUGUGUAAUAAUUCUCUGUACCACUCCCUGCAUUAGGUGUUAACUCUGGCGAGUAAUGAACGUAUCCCUCUCAACCCGACCAUGAGGCUGGUGUUUGAGAUCAGUCACCUCCGGACUGCUACUCCUGCUACUGUAUCUAGAGCUGGUACGCUAGUCUUUCCCUCCUCCUCUCCUCCUCCUCGCCUUAUCCUUCUCUUAUCCUAUUCCUGUCCCCCUGCUCUCCUCUUCUUUUGUCAUUUUCAUAGACCACAUAUUUCACAUUUUACAUGUAUUUGUACAUACCAUGUAAUUACCUGUUUACAUGUGACUACAGAGUAACAAGCUCUGCUUGUCCCUCCAGGCAUUCUGUAUAUCAACCCGGCAGAUCUGGGCUGGAACCCACCUGUUUCCAGCUGGAUUGACAGGAGGGAGGUCCAAUCGGAGAAGGCCAACCUGACCAUCCUGUUUGACAAGUACCUCCCCUCAUGUCUGGACACCCUCAGGUCCAGGUAACACAUCAGCUGUCAGUAUGGAAUGGUUCAUAGUGAUCUAGAUGGUUCCUCUGGACUGAGGGGAGAGAGACUGUAGACAUGGAUGAGGGUGAGAGGAGUAAGAAAGGGUAGAGAGAGAAGACGGAGAGGGACAGAACCAUAGGCCUAAAUAGUGUCAGAUAUAAAAAACAAAACCAUAAACAUUUAUUUCACUCAUGGUCUUACUCCUAUGUCUGUAACGUGUGUGGUCAGAUUUAAGAAGAUCAUCCCAGUCCCAGAGCAAAGUAUGGUCCAGAUGCUGUGCCAUCUGUUGGAGUGUCUGUUAACCCCAGAACACACCCCUCCAGACUGCCCUAAGGAACUCUACGAACUCUACUUUGUCUUCGGUGCUGUCUGGGCCUUCGGAGGUGCCAUGUUCCAGGACCAGGUAGGAUAGUUGAAUGAUUCCUAUGAUUAUGGUUGGUCCUCUAUAGCUCAGUUGGUAGAGCAUGGCUUUGGUGCUCGCAACACCAGGAUAGUGGGUUCAAUUCCUGGGACCACCCGUACUUAAAAUGUAAAUUGCUUUGGAUGAAAGUGUCUGCUAAAUGGCAUAUAUUGUUUUGAGACACAUUCCUGUGUAGUGGAUAAGUGCUUUCCCUCAGAGUCAAAUAAUUAAAAUAGAUUGCUUCAGAAAAAGUGGUAUGCUGUUAUCACUGGUGCAAAAGCUUUAGUAAAUCGUCAUCUAAUUCGCUCUCCAACUCCCCUCAAAGCUUCAAAUGAUGAGAAUUGCUUCACCUAUAUUUCAGUAAAGUAUGGUGGUUUUCAAUGUGAGGACUCCACACUGUAUUGCAGCUUCAUUUCCAAAACUAAGUGGAUCCCACUCACAGUCCUAAACACUAUAGCCAGCUGAAUUUUUAACCAGGGGCGAACAAAGUGAUGAGUGGUUGCUAAGCAACCCAGACCGCUUCGUACAGUAACCACGUCCAUCUAAGUUAUGGGAUAAAACAGUCUCUCCUAGCGUACCAAUGUACUCCACUUUAUUUCCUUAUCUACACUGCAUUUAUAUGCUAAGUGGGUUUAUUGACUGUAGAGCAGGGCCUGAACACAGUAGUCAGCCUGGAGAGAGGAAAUAACAGCUCAGGGAUGUUUAUUUUUUUACUGAUGGAUACCCACUGGCCACAGACGUCAUUUCAACGUCAGGUUUGGAUUUACAUUUGGUUGAGUUGUUAACUAACGUGAAUUCAAUGUGAAAUCAACAAAUAAUGUCACCAUAUCAUUGGAUUUAGGUUAAAAGUUGGGUGAAAAAAAGGCGGAAUUCCCUUAUGGUUGAUUACUUUUUGCGAAUCCAAUCAGUUUUCCACUUUGAUUCAACGUCAUCACAUUGAAUUUUCUUGUUGGAAUGACGUGGUAACACAACCAGUUUUUGCCCAGUGGGUAGAUGGAUAGUAGUGUCUUUAUGUUUCAUUUUAUUGUGUUUUAAUGCAGGCAGAAAGUGUGACCACAACGCAAUAAACCAUGGCUUCCUCUCUCAAAAGUAUCUCCUUCAUCUGUUGUACAUAUCAGUAGCAGAAACAUGGAGAGAAAACCUCUCAAGACUAUUGAAAUUGACCCAAUGUUUGUAUCUCCCUGUGUGUGUGUGUGUAGUUGGUGGACUACCGUGUGGAGUUUAGUAAGUGGUGGGUGACAGAGUUUAAGACCAUCAAGUUCCCCUCCCAGGGGACUGUGUUUGAUUACUACAUAGACCCCGACACCAAGAAGUUUGAACCCUGGUCUAAGAUGGUGCCCAGGUUCCAGAUGGAUGCAGAUAUUCCUCUACAGGUACGGUAAAGUCUUGUGUUAUUGGUGUCACUUCAUGUCACUUCUAUAGUGACAUUAUAUCAUACAUUAGCUGCUCCAAAGCUCAUCUAUGGAGUCAUCUAUGGCCCGGAGUAAAAUAUAUUCUUUACAAUUUAGUCUUUUACCAGAUGCUCUUCUCUAGAGCAACUUACAAUAACUGAACAUCAGUGGCAUAACUAUUGCACAACAUCCGGCUUGAAGGACCACAAUAAGUAAUGGUUAAGGUUGUAAUUAGAGCUGAGUAAUCUGAUCCUAGAUCUGUGGGGGAACAUGAACCUGUAGAGUAUCUACAGUCUAUCUGAACUCUGUCCCCUAUCUCUCGUCUCCCCAGGCAUGUCUGGUCCACACCACAGAGACUAUCCGUGUCCGUUACUUCAUGGACCGCCUCUUGGAACACCGCCGGCCCGUUAUGCUGAUCGGGAAUGCCGGUACUGGGAAGUCUGUUCUGGUCGGAGACAAACUGGGAUCACUGGACCAGGAGAAAUACAUGAUCAAAAACGUCCCCUUCAAUUAUUACACCACCUCUGCCAUGCUACAGGGUAGGGAAUGGUCUGCUACUACUAGUGUACAACUGCAAAUAGCAGAUAAAUAUACUGUAGCCUCUUUCUACACUCAUCCUCCAUCCAUCUCUUUCUACGCUCAUCCUCCAUCCAUCUCUUUCUACACUCAUCCUCCAUCCAUCUCUUUCUACGCUCAUCCUCCAUCCAUCUCUUUCUACACUCAUCCUCCAUCCAUCUCUUUCUACGCUCAUCCUCCAUCCAUCUCUUUCUACGCUCAUCCUCCAUCCAUCUCUUUCUACGCUCAUCCUCCAUCCAUCUCUUCUACACUCAUCCUCCACCAUCUCUUCUACACUCAUCCUCCACCAUCUCUUCUACACUCAUCCUCAUCCAUCUCUUUCUACACUCAUCCUCCAUCCACUCUUUCUACACUCACCUCCAUCCAUCCUUUCUACACUCACCUCCAUCCACUCUUCUACACUCAUCCUCCAUCCAUCUCUUUCUACGCUCAUCCUCCAUCCAUCUCUUUCUGCACUCAUCCUCCAUCCAUCUCUUUCUGCACUCAUCCUUCAUCCAUCUCUUUCUACACUCAUCCUCCAUCCAUCUCUUUCUACACUCAUCCUCCAUCCAUCUCUUUCUACACUCAUCCUCCAUCCAUCUCUUCUACACUCAUCCUCCAUCCAUCUCUUUCUACACUCAUCCUCUAUCCAUCUCUUUCUACACUCAUCCUCCAUCCAUCUCUUUCUACACUCAUCCUCCAUCCAUCUCUUUCUACACUCAUCCUCCAUCCAUCUCUUUCUACACUCAUCCUCCAUCCAUCUCUUUCUACGCUCAUCCUCCAUCCAUCUCUUUCUACACUCAUCCUCCAUCCAUCUCUUUCUGCACUCAUCCUUCAUCCAUCUCUUUCUACACUCAUCCUCCAUCCAUCUCUUUCUACACUCAUCCUCCAUCCAUCUCUUUCUGCGCUCAUCCUCCAUCCAUCUCUUUAUACACUCCCAUCCCUCUCUCUUUCCACCCUCAUCCUCUCCUCCUUCCCUCCCUCCUGUGCAGCGGUGUUGGAGAAGCCCCUGGAGAAGAAGGCAGGCCGUAACUAUGGUCCUCCAGGCAGCAGGAGGCUGGUCUACUUCAUAGACGAUAUGAACAUGCCAGAGGUGGACGCUUACGGCACCGUGCAGCCACACACACUCAUACGCCAACACCUGGACUACAACCACUGGUGAGAGGACGCACAGACGUGCACACACACACAUACUCUGCUGUCACACACAGUCAUACGCCAACACUUGGACUACAACCACUGGUGAUAGGACGUGAACGCACACACUCUUGCACAUAAGCAUGCAUGCACGCACGUGCCCACACACACAUACACACACGCAUAUGCCAGUAUAUAGACCACCGCGAACACAUGUCACAUGUGAGCCCCCUUCGUCUCUACCUUUGCACAGACAGUCUAAGUGCUUUUGAUUGAAUGGAACCUCAAGUCAUCAUGGGUAAUAUACUGACAUACAGUAGAUCAGUGGUCACCAACCUUUUCUGAGUCAAGAUCACUUUCUGAGUCAAGAUCACUUUCUGUGUCAAGAUCACUUUCUGAGUCAAGAUCACUUUCUGAGUCAAGAUCACUUUCUGAGUCAAAAUGCAAGCCAAGAUCUACCGCUCAGAUUUGUUAAAAACAUGAUUUUCUUUAAACCUAUGCAACGUUAACUUAUUAAAAACAGUUCUGUAGCAAUGAGGUUUGUAGUAGGCUAUAGGCCCAAUACAUUAUCACUGCAUAUUGUCUACGCUUGAAUUGCCCUGCAAUGUUGUUCUUCUCAGACCAUUUUGAAAUUAUAUUUCAAAAUUGUAGGUAUAUGAUCACACUGGUAAUAGAUCAUUUGUUGUAUUACUUGUGAGGCACAGCUGAGAGAGCAUAAUAAUUUGCUUUUUUAAAUUUUACUGGACUGAUGGCCUGCAUCUGAUGGUCAGUCUGAGGGGGGGGGUGAGGCUCCCUCUCACCCGACUCACCGUCCCUCUCUCCCUCCCUCUGCUGAGAAAAGGGGACAGUCUUCAAGCUGAUGGCGAAACUCAAGUUGCAGUGCAUUAUUUCUGCCUCAAGCACCAAUUCAUGUUGUUAAUCCGAUGUCCAGAUAAAGUGAAAUAUUACUCAAUAUACAAAAAUAGACAAGCCGCUAAUAAUAACAACGCAAGCUUAUCGAAACACUUUGCUAUACUCAUUCAUUGCAGCUGCAGUGCUGGUUGUAGUGUGAGUGGGGAGAACGCGCAUUUUAUGGCUUAUAAAAGUUUUGAACAAAGUUUUGACAGUGCUGAAUAACAACUUAAACAUGAACUUAUAAAAACAGCAGCUCUUUGCUGUAUUCGUUGAGUCUCUCUAGUCAUGGUUUUAAAAGUUUUGAAAUCUCAGUUUCAGCUUUGCUGUGUGCUCGAGGCUUCUUUUUACAGUCUAUGGCUCGAGGAAAAUGCAGACUCUGUGAUCUAAGCUAUCUGAUUGGCCAGCAGUAGGCCUAAAGGUGCACUUGAUUUGCUCUCUGGGCCUGCCGGGAGGUGGAGUUCUACCUUCAGACACAGGUGGAGUUCUACCUUCAGGAAACUUUGCCUUCCUGGCGCUAGGGCUGCUGAAUCAAGUACAUCUACCGCCAACAGCACGAAACGAAUAAAAAAAUAGGAACGCUAGGCUUUAUCGUUGUUACAUAAAUGUUUGGUGAUCAACUAGGAAUGCUUUGGAGAUCGACCAGUUGAUGCCGAUCGACCGGUUGGUGACCACUGGAAGUAGAUGAAUACUUUCUGUCCUAUAUACAGUACUAGAAUGUAUUGUUAUCACUGAUGGAACUUGACAGUGAUAUUUUAUGGAAAAUAACAAUGUUAAUUUAAGAACCCCAUACAUUUUGGACAAUUACAGUAAAGAUUUGUUCGAAGUUACUGUACCACAGUUCGUUUAAAGAGGGUACUGGCUGGCUAACCCUGCUAUUGCAAACCUACUGCAGUGAGUUAGACCAAUAAUUGUUCUGUUAUUCAGAUUACUACAGCUGAGCAUGUCUUCAGUUUACUAUUCAAAGGGACACUCACUGCAAUUACUGUUACUAAAAUAUGCUGCAACUUAAAUGAUAUCCAAUGUGAGAGCUUGGGCAUGUGAUUUUCCUUAAAAGGAUUGUGGAGCUGGGGCAUCAGGCAUAGUAAGGGUAUUGUAGACACAGCCACAGGGUUUGUAUGUGUGUGUGUUUUACACACGGUCAGCCAGUAGAGUUAUGGAGGGUAUCUCAGGUAUGAAAUUGAGAGGGAGAUGAAUGUUACUAGGCUAUGUUGGCUUAAGGGAGAGCUGAGGCGUGCAUAUUGACAGGAGCACGUGGAGAGUGUGUUUGUGUAUUUCAUUGCAGUAUGUGUGUGCCUGUGGACGUGUUUAACUAUACUUGUGGGGACCAGAAGUCCCCACAAGAAUAGUAAACAAACGAAACAUUGACCAACUGGGGACAUUUUGUUAGUCCCCACAAGGUCAAUUGCUAUAUUGAACAAUAAAUAUAAAUGCAACAUGUAAAGUGUUGGUCCCAUGUUUCAUGAGCUGAAAUAAAAGAUCCCAGAAAUGUUUCAUACGCAUAAAAAGCUUAUUGUGCACAAAUGUGUUUACAUCCCUGUUAGUGAGCAUUUCUCCUUUGCCAAGAUAAUCCAUCCACCUGACAGGUGUGACAUAUCAGGAAGCUGAUUAAACAGCAUAAUCAUUACACAGGUGGACAAUAAAAGGCCUCUCUAAAAUGUGCAGUUUUGUCACACAACACAAUGCCACAGAUGUCUCAAGUUUUAAGGGAGUGUGCAAUUGGCAUGCUGACUGCAAUAAUGUCCACCAGAGCUGUUGCCAGAAAAUGUAAUAUUAAUUUCUCUACUGUAAGCUGCCUCCAACAUCGUUUUGGCGGUACGUCCAACCGGCCUCACAACCGCAGACCACGUGUAACCACUCCAGCCCAGGACCUCCACAUCUGGCUUCUUUUUUUUUUUUUUAUAAUUCUCCCCAAUUUCAUGAUGUCCAAUUGGUAGUUACAGUCUUGUCCCAUCGCUGCAACUCCCCUACGGAUUCGGGAGAGGUGAAGGUCGAGCGCCAUGCAUCCUCCGAAACACGACCCUGCCAAGCCGCACUGCUUCUUGACACACUGCUCGCUUAACCCGGAAGCCAGCCGCACCAAUGUGUCGGAGGAAACAGCGUCCAGCUGGCGACCAAAGUCAGCUUGCAGGCGCCCAGCCCUCCACAAGGAGUCGCUUGCGCGCGAUGGGACAAGGAAAUCCCGGCCGGCCAAACCCUCCCCUAACCCAGACGAUGCUGGGCCAAUUGUGUGCCGCCUCAUGGGUCUCCCGGCCACGGCCGGCUGUGACACAGCCUGGGAUUUUGAAUGGUUUUAAAUUGUGUGUCCCCACAAGGUUAGUUAAACAAGACUGUGUAUGUGUGUCCAGGUAUGACAGGAGUAAGCUGCUGCUGAAAGAGGUCCACAGUGUGCAGUACGUGUCCUGCAUGAACCCUACGGCAGGCAGCUUCACCAUUAACCCACGACUACAGGUACACACACACACGCUUACAAACAAGCACAGACAGACACACAUGCACUCACACACUGCAUGCAUAUCUGAUGAUGUCCCAUUGUCUCUUGCAACAUUUCAUUAGCAUAAUUAUAAACACCUAUACACAUCAUUUUAAUUUUUCUCAUUCUCUCUGUAGCGUCACUUCUCAGUGUUUGCCCUGUCCUUCCCUGGAGCGGAGGCUCUUAGCACCAUCUACAGUUCCAUCCUCUCUCAGCACCUCAGGGGAGAGGGCUUCAGUGCUGCUCUGCAGAAGAGCUGUCCUACCCUGGUCCAGCUAGCUCUGGCCCUCCACCAGAGACUCACCUCCACCUUCCUGCCCACCGCUGUCAAGUUCCACUACAUCUUUAACCUCCGAGACCUCUCCAACAUAUUCCAGGUGAUGAAUGCAAAUGAAUGGAUGGAUUGACCGGUGCGCACACACACACACACACACACACACACACACACACACACACACACAUUUACAAUUUACUAUACCUGGUGAUUUAUUUUUUUUACAGUGAUGCACAUUUUCAGUUACUGAAGCUGGGUACUGUACACUCAAAACUAAGACCUAGGGCAUUUUCUCCUUCAUUCAUGGAUCGUUCCAUUAAAACAGGACCAGUUAAAAGUUUUGGCAUGUGCACUCAAAACCCAUCUCUUUUACUUUUUUUAUAUACUGUAUCAAAGUUUGGAUUGGUAGAGUUUUAUUGCACCCCAGGCAGUAAAAGUUAAAAUACUGUAACUAAUUUCUCAUCUAAAUGAUUAUUGAUUUAGUAAGGUGUGCCUAAUGUUGAGAAAUAAGGUAGAAAUUUGCAGAAAAAGAGAGAAGAAUGGAUUUGCUCUCAGGGGUGUUUGUAACGAUUUAAUGUGUUUAAAUGAAUAUUAUAUUAUACUGUAACCUCUAAAGCUGUCAUGAGAGAGAAGCUUAUACGCAAUAUUUUUCUGUCAGGAUCCUCAGCGGUUCCAGGGGGGCAAAGACUCAUUUAAUACAAGCACCAAUACAUAAUUAAUACUCUAAGCCAUUCAACCAUAGUACUUUAGUUUUCAUAAUUCCUUCCCUGAGACCUCCAAGCCUUGGAACUGUUUCAAGUCACAUUCUUAUCCUCUUAUAAAAUGUGCAUACAGAACGUCGGAAUGUACAGUAAGUCAUACUUCAAAAGAACAGGUUCUCAGUUAUUCAUCAUUAUUAGCCUUAAAUCUAAGAGUUUAGGUUUAGCAAUUAUAAUGAGUUGAGGUUUAGCUAUUAGAAUUAUUCUAACUUCACCUUUAACGAUGAGGGACCAUAGAUUUAACACUAGAGAGUUUAUUAUCUAUAAUUACACACCAUGGACUCCAGCCCUGCUGACCCCUUUAUGUUACCUUUUAGACCUUUAAUCAACGUUGACGACAGUACAGCAUUGAUUUCAAUAGCAGGGGCCUGAUGGGGGUAGAACUCAUUGAACUUAGCUUUUGAACUUUGAAGAGUCUCAGUGCUGUGUGUUUUGGUGAAACCUGCGUUCUAAAGAGUCUGUGUAGUGUCACUGGUGUCAAGCGGGUAAAGAGAGAGGGAGAAAGCUGAAAAAAAUAGUGCAGGAUCAAUCCUCCUUGUUGUUUUUCAGCUGGGUAAUAAGGAGAAAGUGAGAUGUGGCUCAGACUUCUCAGACACUACCCAGAGUUCUCUUUUGAACUUUUCUCUCCGUAUGUCUUGACUAUUCAGCUGCUAGCUAGCUCCAGGGCCUGAGGAUAGCUAGCUACACAGGGUUGAAGAGACACACAGCCUGCUCACACACUCUAGUCCACAUUCCACCUUGUCAUCGCUGUUUUUAAGAAGGGAAAGUUAUUUAAUUGAUAAAUAAAGGUCCUGAAAAGUUUACGAAUCGUCUUAGUAUCUUCAGACAUUAAGUGUGUGCCCCAAACUAGUUGUUCGAAAUUGCUAGUCAGACGAAGUGAGGACUAGUAAGUAUUUUAGCGCAAAAGCCACGCAGGUCCUAUUGUAUUGGCGUAAUAUUUAUUCUAUUGCAAUUUUGCUGUCCUCUUCUGUUCAUUACAGUUAGCGAAAUGUGGAUUAUUUCUGAAGAGGUUUACCUCAGGAAAAGUAAUUGGGCGACUUUUAAUGAAGCAGCAGUUAGUUUAGUUUCUUUGUAAACGCUGGAACACCGGUACACUCAGCCCAAGGCGACUACUGCCUCAUUAUCAUCAGCGCUAAUGAGGAAAACCAAGCUGAGGAACCUAACAGGGGAAAACACUUUGUUACAGCAUUUCCAAGAGAACUGUUCAGACAACAUUCAAGGUAGUAUCUAAGCAUUUCUUCUCUUCACCGGAAAUCCUAAUACAUUCCUCAAGGUAGUUGUCACAGGGAUGUAUUGAUGUCACAAGAAAUGAUCAGUUAUUUUCUCCGGUAUUCCUCUAGAGCUCUUUCUGUCACUCUUUGGUUUCUCUCUGUCUCUUAUUGAUUGAAAUACAACCACAAGGCUAUCAAUAAACACUUUUGUGGUGUUUGUCAAGUUUUCAUUGUUACUUCACUGACAACAACUCAAAGCCAGAUCCAGUUUAGUAUGACGACAGAAAAACACCAUCAUCCUAUGGGGACAUGUUGAUGUUUGAUAGUUAACUAGAUGCCAGUAGCAAAAUCCCUGCUAAUAGGACAAGAAAAACACACUAUGUUCCUAUAGGGAUGUGUUGUCAGAGAGCUGCAUUCCCCAGCACCAGACCGUUAGGAACGCUGUCUAUCGUUAGUUUUUCUGCUGUACGUGGCCAGCGGGCAUAACAGGGAUCUGUCUGGCGAACGUCACCCUAAAUGAGCUCUGGUAGAACAGAAGGAGAGGGGGAAUGAGGGAACGAGAGAACAGGGGAGAAGAAGAGCGAUGGGUGGGAGCGGGGGAGAAGGGAAGGAGAAAAGGAAGGAAGAGAGCAGGAGAGAUGAGAGAAAGUUAUGUCAGCAUGGUUAGGAGCGAGAACUCCAUCUACUGUCUGUCUAACGUAGAAAGCCCAGUCAGCUGGACCUAGCUGGAUUAGUUAGCCAGGGUGGACGAGAGGCAUUGUUUGGAACUCAGAGCGACUGGUUGGCAGAGAGGAGUGGAAACAAGCCUCAGACCAAAUCAAAUCAAAUUGUAUUUGUCACAUGCUUUGUAAACAACAGGUGUAGACUAGCAGGUGUAGAAAAGUUAUAACACAAGGAAUAUAUACAGAAUGAGUAACGAUAACUUGGCUAUAUACACGGGGUACCAGUACCGAGUCAAUGUGCAGUGGUACAAGGUCAUUGAGGUAGACAUGUACAUAUAGGUAGGAAAAAAGUGACUAGGCAACAGGAUAGAUAAUAAACAGUAACAGCAGCGUAUGUGAUGAGUCAAAAGAGUUAGUGCAAAAAGGGUCAAUGCAGAUAGUUUGGGUAGCUAUUGGUUAACUAUUUAAUUAACUAUUUAGCAGUCUUAUGGCUUGGGGGUACAAGCUGUUCAGGGUCCUUUUGGUCCUAGACUUGGUGCAUCGGUACCUCUUGCCGUGCGUAACAGAGAGAACUGUCUGAAAGCUCUGACUCAUAUACCCAUCCUUCUCUUCUGUGAAGAGCUCUGACCCCCCCCCCCCCCCCCCCCCCUCCGUCUCAGCCUCCAGUAUCUAUGCUGCAAUAGUCUAUGUGGCGGGGGGCUAGGGUCAGUCUGUUAUAUCUGGUGUUAUUCUCCUGUCUUAUCCGGUGUCCUGUGUGAACUUAAGUAUGCUCCCUCUAAUUCUCUCUCUCUCUCUCUCCCUCCCCUCCCGGAGGACCUGAGCCCUAGGACCAUGCCUCAGGACCACCUGGCCUGAUGACUCCUUGCUGUCCCCAGUCCACCUGGUCGUGCUGCUGCUCCAGUUUCAACUCUUCUGCCUGUGGCUAUGGAACCCUGACCUGUUCACCGGACGUGCUACCUUGUCCCAGACCUGCUGUUUUCAACUCUUUCUCUCUACCGCUCCUGCUAUUUCAACUUCUAAAUGCCUGGCUAUGAAAAGCCAAGUGACAUUUACUCCUGAUGUACUGACCUGUUGCAACCUCUACAACCACUGUGAUUAUUAUUUGACCCUGCUGGUCAUCUAUGAACGUUUGAACAUCUUGGAGAAAAAUCUGGCCUUAAUGGCCAUGUACUGUUAUAAUCUCCACCUGGCACAGCCAAAAGGGGACUGGCCACCCCUCAGAGCCUGGUUCCUCUCUAGGUUUCUUCCUAGGUUUCUGCCUUUCUAGGGAGUUUUUCCUAGCCACUGUGCUUCUACAUCUGCAUUGCUUGCUGUUUGGGGUUUUAGGCUGGGUUUCUGUAUAGCACUUUGUGACAUCUGCUGAUGUAAAAAGGGCUUUAUAAAUAAAAUAUGAUUGAUUGAUAGAGGGGGAAGGGUGGGGGGGAUGACUGAGAAAAAGGAGAGGAAGUUAUUACAUGCACACCUCCAACCCACCCCAUUACGACAGUCAUCAUCAUCAGAUCGGAUUCAGUUGGCUGUAACACGCGAGGUGAUGAUGAUGACGACGACGACGACGACGUUGAUUUGCAUACGUCCUUCUGCCUGGAAGACACAGCAUCUGUUAGUCUGUGUAUUUCCUCCCGCGGUGACGGGGCGCAGAAAGGGACAAACAGUGCUGGGGCUUCACUGGGCCUAUUCCUCAUGGUAGGGCAGCUGCUGGGAGAGGAGAUGGGAUUACACUGAGACAUGGAUGACUUGGCUGAGUUAUCUUCCCCUGUGGGACAAUGUUAGUGUUUCGCUCGUCCAGAGCAAAGCAUAUCAAAUCAAAUCAAAUCAAAUUGUAUUGGUCACAUGCGCCGAAUACAACAGGUGCAGACAUUACAGUGAAAUGCUUACUUACAGCCCUUAACCAACAGUGCAUUUAUUUUUAACAAAAAAAGUAAAAAUAAAACAACAAAAAAAGUGUUGAGAAAAAAAAGAGCAGAAGUAAAAUAAAAUAACAGUAGGGAGGCUAUAUAUACAGGGGGGUACCGGUGCAGAGUCAAUGUGCGGGGGCACCGGCUAGUUGAGGUAGUUGAAGUAAUAUGUACAUGUGGGUAGAGUUAAAGUGACUAUGCAUAAAUAAUUAACAGAGUAGCAGCAGCGUAAAAAGGAUGGGGUGGGGGGGCAGUGCAAAUAGUCCGGGUAGCCAUGAUUAGCUGUUCAGGAGUCUUAUGGCUUGGGGGUAGAAGCUGUUGAGAAGUCUUUUGGACCUAGACUUGGCACUCUGGUACCGCUUGCCGUGCGGUAGCAGAGAGAACAGUCUAUGACUAGGGUGGCUGGAGUCUUUGACAAUUUUGAGGGCCUUCCUCUGACACCGCCUGGUAUAGAGGUCCUGGAUGGCAGGAAGCUUGGCCCCAGUGAUGUACUGGGCCGUACGCACUACCCUCUGUAGUGCCUUGCGGUCGGAGGCCAAGCAGUUGCCAUACCAGGCGGUGAUGCAACCAGUCAGGAUGCUCUCGAUGGUGCAGCUGUAGAAUUUUUUGAGGAUCUGAGGACCCAUGCCAAAUCUUUUCAGUCUCCUGAGGGGAAAUAGGCUUUGUCGUGCCCUCUUCACGACUGUCUUGGUGUGUUUGGACCAUGAUAGUUCGUUGGUGAUGUGGACACCAAGGAACUUGAAGCUCUCAACCUGUUCCACUACAGCCCCGUCGAUGAGAAUGUGGGCGUGCUCAGUCCUCUUUUUUUUCCUGUAGUCCACAAUCAUCUCCUUUGUCUUGGUCACGUUGAGGGAGAGGUUGUUGUCCUGGCACCACACGGCCAGGUCUCUGACCUCCUCCCUAUAGGCUGUCUCAUCGUUGUCGGUGAUCGUUGUCGUCGGCAAACUUAAUGAUGGUGUUGGAGUCGUGCCUGGCCAUGCAGUCAUGGGUGAACAGAGAGUACAGGAGGGGACUGAGCACGCACCCCUGAGGGGCCCCCGUGUUGAGGAUCAGUGUGGCAGAUGUGUUGUUACCUACCCUUACCACCUGUGGGCGGCCCGUCAGGAAGUCCAGGAUCCAGUUGCAGAGGGAGGUGUUUAGUCCCAGGAUCCUUAGCUUAGUGAUGAGCUUAGAGGGAACUAUGGUGUUGAAUGCUGAGCUGUAGUCAAUGAAUAGCAUUCUCACGUAGGUGUUCCUCUUGUCCAGGUGGGAAAGGGCAGUGUGGAGUGCAAUAGAGAUUGCAUCAUCUGUGGAUCUGUUGGGGCGGUAUGCAAAUUGGAGUGGGUCUAGGGUUUCUGGGAUAAUGCUGUUGAUGUGAGCCAUGACCAGCCUUUCAAAGCACUUCAUGGCUACAGACGUCAGUGCUACGGGUCGGUAGUCAUUUAGGCAGGUUAUCUUAGAGUCCUUGGGCACGGGGACUAUGGUGGUCUGCUUGAAACAUGUUGGUAUUACAGACUCAGUCAGGGACAUGUUGAAAAUGUCAUCUUAGAUUAGUUAGACAACAUCUGUUGGAAGGUAUUAUUUGAUUGAUCUGAAGUUUAUGUGAUUCAGUUCAUUUGGGAGUGUGUAGUAGAUGCCAGGGUUUAGCUUGUGAAGAGAAAAGUAUGAUAAAUAGUCUUACUUUUAUGAAACAUUUGUCUCUUAACAGACAGAAUAUAUACUUGAAAUCAAACCAAGAAGUCCCAUUUAAUAAUUUUUUUACUUACAUAAAUCCCUGGUCUCACUUUCUCUCACUCCCUUUCUACCAGCAUUUAGACCCAACAGCGAUCGACUUACCCACGUUUACCUUACAUAAUCUGAUACUUUUUAAGGUAUAAGUGACUUUAUCUGCCUCCCAAUGAACCUUUCCUCUCCUGUCCUGUCCAGGGUAUUCUGUUCUGUACGAGUAAGUGUCUGAGGGUUCCUGUGGAUCUGGUGAAGAUCUACCUCCACGAGUCCAACCGCGUCUACAGAGACAAGAUGGUGGAGGACAGAGACACGCAGGCCUUUGAUAAGCUGCAGGCAGACGCUGUGAAAAAGUUAUAUGAGGUGAGGGGAGAGUUUUCAAAGUUACACCCAAAGAAAUGGAGAAACACACGCAGGCAAGCACGUGGACGUACACCCCUACAAACACGCACAGGCACACACAUGGACGUACACACACCGACACCAGCACGGGCACAUACAUUUCACACACACACUUCACACAGAAGCAUGCAAACACACUCUGACUCACACACACACACACACUGUUGAGUAGAGAGUUUUACAAAGUUCAGCAGAGGAAAACGGAGCAAGAGGUGGAGGGGGAAAAUCAUUAGACAGCCUGCUCAGAGUCGGAGGCCGAACAUCAGUGACCAGCGCAGCGAGGAGAGGGAAGAGGAGAGGAAUGGAGAGAAUACUAAUCAGUAGAAGGGUCUGACUGUCAGGGCCUGGGCCACCAGCCCAGCAAAUUGGAAAACAUUUUAAUGGUUUUCUGACCGCUAUGCCCUGACUCCCUACCCUCCUGAGUUUAUCACAAACACACUGUUCAUGCUUACAACCAGGGAACUGACACCUACACACACAGGGGAACACACGCAGACACACACACCCUCAAGUUGAUCACACACACACUUUUUUGCAGCGAGGGAACACACACACACACACACACACACACACACACACACACACCACCACCAAAUAUAAAGCACACGUUCCGGCAUGUCUACUUGUCGUUUUCAGGUGUUCUGUAUUGAGAAAGAGACAGGAGGGAAGGAUAAAGUUAUCACAGUUCCCCUCAGGUGAACUGCAGUCUUAGGGAAUACGCUGUAGAAAAUGUACAUUUCCUCAAACAGAGGCCUACAUUUGGAAAACAUCCCGCUAUCAUAAAUAAUUGAAAUGUUAAACAUAACUAGUAAAAGUGAACACACAGUAGGCUACUCCAGAAAAUGUUUUGUUUGCUGAAUGCUGAGUUCCUCCCUGUCCAGAGUGAUUCCAUUUAAAUGUUCCACUGUAGCUAACAGAGGCUCUGUCCUAAAUGGCACCCUAUUGCUGAUAUAGUGUACUACUUUUGAACCAGAGCCCAGGCCCUGGUCAAAAGUAGUGCACUAAUUAGGGAAUAGGGUGCCAUUUGGGAUGCAUACUGAGUGUGUCUCCCCUCAGGAUAUGGAGGAGACCCUGGAGCAGGCCAGGGAGAUGAACAUGUACUGUCACUUCGCCUCAGGGGUGGGGGAGCCCCAGUACAUGGCUGUCCAGUCCUGGAGCUCCCUCAACAAGACGCUGCUGGAGGUGCUGGACAGCUAUAACGAAGUCAACGCUGUCCUCAAUCUGGUUCUGUUUGAAGACGCUAUGGCUCACAUGUAAGAAGGAGAAACUUCUGUUUGGCUUUUUAAUGCACUUAUUAUAGGUCCAUUAUAAGUCCCUCUUUUGCUAUAUUACUCAAUAUUUUAAUGAAGUAUCAACAGUAAAUAAUGGUGUUUGCCUCUUAAAACCCACUCUCUUUCCCCUCUCGCUCUUUAUUCCCCGCCCUCUCUCUCUCCCCCCUCCUGUAGUUGCCGUAUCAACCGUAUCCUGGAGUCUCCGCGUGGUAACGCUCUAUUGGUCGGCGUGGGCGGCAGCGGCAAGCAGAGCCUCACCCGAUUGGCUGCCUUCAUCUCCAACCUGGAAGUGUUCCAAAUCACCCUCAGGAAAGGCUACGGCAUCCCUGACCUCAAGGUACACGCACGCACUCACGCACGCACUCAUGCACGCACGCACACACACCCGCACGCACCUGCAUGCACUGACCAAUACCAUUGCAUAUUCAUAUUGCAUGACUUAAACUACAAAUGUUCCCUAUUCUGUUCUACUGGGAACUUAUGUCUAGGACCUGACCAGCUAAAUGCUCUCUCCCUCCCCUCUCCCCUCCACCGUCCCUCCCUCCACACCUCUCUCUCUCUCUCUCCCUUCCCCCUUCCCUCUAUCAGACUGACCUGGCAUCCCUCUACAUCAAAGCUGGCGUGAAGAAUGUUGGCACAGUGCUGCUAAUGACUGAUGCCCAGGUGGCAGAUGAGAAGUUCCUCGUUCUGGUCAACGAUCUUUUGGCAUCGGGUACGAUUGGGACCAGGACAUUGGGGAGGGGGGUUGGCAUUGAGGUUGGCUGGGACAUUGGGAAAGAAGGCUAUGUGUCACUCUGUUGGCAUUAGGUAAGGCAGGGGAAGCCAGAGGCAUAUAUAAAGAGCGUGUUCGGUCUAGCUCCAGGAUACUGUAUCUGGGCUUUGCCAAUAGCUGCCUAUGUAGAUGAAUGAGAGGAUAAUUCUCUCUUUCACAAAGAAGAACAGCCAGUUACCAUGGCUUUGUGUGAGUCUGCUAAAACAUUGCUAUUGCAUCACCGUUGGAGGUGAUGCCAAACGCAAAUGUCCACCUCCGCAUAGAUAUUCGUCAGUUCUAAACUACAAUUCUAUUCCAUUAUUCAGAUGGAUGAGGAGGUUACAUGGAAGUAAAAACCUAAAGAAACAUUUUCUCUCCUCUCUGUCUUUCUCUCUGUAAGUCUGAGUUGCAGUACUAUAAUAGUAAUGCUCAGAGCUUCACCGUAGUGAAAAACAGUAGUAUGAGUCAUCAAGUCGCUAGGACCCUGGCCUGUCAGUACCUCCCGUUUACACCCCUUAAAGCUGAAAUCUGCAGAGAGGAAACAGUGCCACUGUUCGCCCCAGCACAUUAUGUUAUUGUUUUGUUGAUAAAACGUAGGAGGGGAGCAUCCCAGCAUGGUAAAAAUAAAUGUGCAGUACAUAUUCUGCUGUUCUAUCCUGCAUGCAGUGAUGUGCAAUGAUACAUGGGGGGAAAAACAGUUUUUGUUGUUUGAAGUAACUUCUUUGUUGUUGUAAUAUCGCAGCUUUAACCUCAUCUGAAUGUUCUAUUGUAGGUGAGCUCCCUAUUGGUUUAGAUCUGAACGUUCUAUUGUGGUUGAGCUCCUUAUUGGUUUAGACCUGAAUGUUCCAUCAUCGAUGAGAUCCCAAUUGGUUUAGAUAUUUCAACAACAUGUGAGUGUUCCAAUAUGUUACCCUAUAGGUGGGGUGUACAGGUAGCAUCUAUGGCACUUGCACUUGGAAAUCUAUGUAGUCAAAUUGCAACAUGUUAGUGAUGGUCUGGAACAAAAACCUGUAUACACAGUGGCUCCCCAGGACUGUGCAUUACCCACCAUUGUCUCUGUGUGAUGUGAAUGUUAUAUGUUCUAUCCCAGGUGAGAUUCCGGACCUGUUCCCAGAUGACGAGGUGGAGAACAUCAUCGGGAGCGUCAGGAAUGAGGUGCGAGGACUUGGAAUGAUGGACACCCGGGAAAACUGCUGGAAGUUCUUCAUCGAUCGAGUCCGCAGACAGCUCAAGGUGACAAACUGUGUUGCUCAGGCACAUGGAGCGUUUCUUUGAAUUUCAUAUCUCUCUCAGUAUAAGAAGUUGAGAAAUGUUGUACCCACAGUAUAUAAACAACAACCCACCUCUGACUUGUAUCAAUAAUUAAAAUGAAACUGGUCUAGAACUUCUGGCUUUGCCUUCUGGGUUGUUACCACCUUCUGUAUCAGACUAUAGAGAUGAUAUUAUUCAGAGGUUCAUUAGAUUUUUCAGAUAACAUUUUAGCAAGGUCUAGUCUUAUUAUCUUGCUGUAGUUUGGGUAUGAACUGUAGGCCAGCAUUUCUCUAUGUGUGACUACAGUACUGAUGAGAUCGUGCCACCACUAUACCCUGUUCUCUCAGGGAAGGCGUCAGGCCAGGGGUUAGCAGUAUUAUUAUUAUGAUGAUGCUGGCUGAGCUUCCUGGGGUUUGGAGCAGAAUAAAUGAGGGUAGUAGAGUCCCAUGGGUCGGUGCUUAGAGAGGCUGGAUCACACACAUACAUACACACACACACAAAGGCACGCACAUAAACACAUACAGCUGAAUUCCUCAUCCCUGUGCUAGAUAGGUGGCUGUGUGUUUCUCCCCUGGGGGCAGUGGGCUGACGGUGUGUGCAUCCCUGUGUGUGUGUGUGUAUGCAUUUCUCUGUGUGUGUAGGUGGCCCUGUGCUUUUCUCCAGUGGGCAGUAAGUUGCGGGUGCGUAGCAGGAAGUUUCCAGCUGUGGUUAACUGUACAGCCAUCGACUGGUUCCAUGAGUGGCCACAGGAGGCGCUGGAGUCUGUCAGCCUCAAGUUCCUACAGGAGGUCGACAACAUCGAGGUGAGAUCUCUCUUUCUCUCUCACUUCUCUCUCUCUCUCUCUCUCUCUCUCUCUCUUUCGUAAUCAUCAUCCACAAUAAAACCUCUAACACUCUACCUCUGUUGUCCUCCCAGCCGGAGCUGAAGGAAUCAGUGAGUAAGUUCAUGGCCUAUGUUCACGUCAGUGUUAACCACACCUCCAAGGAGUACCUGUCCAAUGAGAGGCGCUAUAACUACACCACGCCCAAGUCCUUCCUGGAGCAGAUUAAGCUGUACCAAAGCCUGCUGGCCAAUAAGAGCAGAGAUCUCACCAUGAAGAUGGAACGCCUGGAGAACGGCCUGCAAAAGCUCAACAGCACCUCCGCUCAGGUCAGACCUUACCUUACUUUAUUCUACCUUAACCUACUGUACUCGCCUCUUCCUUACCUUAACCACCAAGAUGGAGAGGCUGAAGAAUGGCCUGUAGAAACUCAACAGCUCCUCCGCUCAGGUAAAGAUAUACUCCAUAUAUUCUCUUACCUUACCUCCUCUGUAGUCACCUGUUUCCUUUAACGCACCUGAAACCCAGCAGUACCUCAGCCUGUGCUCCUCCAUACACGCCCUUACCAAGCUGAUGCUGAUGCCUGAAUAAGUACCUUUAUGCGUUCAUGUUUUUCAUGUACUGUACUGUACACUGAGUGUACAAAACAUUAGGAACACCUGCUCUUUCCAUGACAUAGACUGACCAGGUGAAUCCAGGUGAAAGCUAUGAUCCCUUAUUGAUGUCACGGGGCGGCAGGUAGCUUAGUGGUUAAAAUGGUUGUGCCAGUAACCGAAAGGUUGCUGGUUCUAAUCCCCAAGCCGACUAGGUGAAAAAUCUGUCGAUGUGCCCUUGAGCAAGGCACUUUACCCUAAUUGCUCCUGUAAAUCGCUCUGGAUAAGAGAGUCUGCUAAAUGACUAAAAUGUAAAAAUGUAAAUGUUAAAUCCACUUCAAUCAGUAUAGUUUAAGGGGAGGAGGCAGGUUAAAGAAGGAUUUAAGCCUUGAGACAAUUGAGACAUGGAUUGUGCAUAUGUGCCAUUCAGAGGGUGAAUGGGCAAGACAAAAUAUUUAAGUGCCUUUGAACGGGGUAUGGUAGUAGAUGCCAGGCGCACCGGUUUGAGUGUCAAGAACCGCAACACUGCUGGGUUUUUCACGCUCAACAGUUUCCCGUGUGUAUCAAGAAUGGUUCACCACCCAAAGGACAUCCAGCCAACUUGACAACUGUGGGAAGCAUUGGAGUCAACAUAGGUCAGCAUCCCUGUGAAACGCUUUUGACACCGUGUAGAGCAUGUAUCGACAAAUGUAGGCUUUUCUGAGGGCAAAUGGGGGUGCAACUCAAUAUUAGGAUGGUGUUCCUAAUGUUUUGUACACUCAGCGUAUGUUCGCUGAUUCAACACUUUAAGGGACAUGAACACAUCAGUGAGUCCACACAACAGCGGGACAGUCUAAUUAUGGUGUUGGUUAACACACACACACACACACACACACACCUUCCGACGUUAAUAGCGUUAAUGCAUCACAACGUGUCACCAACCCCCUAUAGGAAUACCCGGCAGGUCUCAUAUACAUUACAGUACAUACUUACCCUGUAAUUGUGUUGACUGUUCAUUACAGUUCAACCCCCUGACCCCUUGUACAACAUGCAUCAUUAAUGCUCUCUCUAUAUGUGUUCACGUCCCUCUGACAAGCCUCAUGCAAUAAAUGUGCUUGUUUUGUAACAUCAACACUCAAUACAGAAAGUCAGAGGUCGGCUGUCUGGUAAACAACAAUAAACAAGGUUGCAGGGGUUAAAGCGGGGAGAUGAGGCUGAAAAUGAUUCAUUGGCUCCCCAGAGAACAUAUUAAAGGGAAUCCUGUGGGCUGUAUUCAGUUCCUCUGGUCUGGAUUUUGGUCUGUUUUUGCGGCAGCCAUCUUGGAUGAUAAGUGUUAAUAGUGUUUUAAUGAGGGGAGAGAGAGAGUGGGUUGGAGCUGAGAUGCGCUGAUACCACAGGAUGUAUCUGGGAGCGGAUCAGGGGAGCUGAGUUCUUGCGCUAUACACGCACAUGCACAUACACGUGUGUGUCUGUGUGUGUGUGUGUGUGUGUGUGUGUGUGUGUGUGUGUGUGUGGCUCCUAGACCUGCCUCUGUCAGUGUAGAGUUGCGUGGGCGAACAGUGCUCUUAUACUCUUUAUAAUGAACCUACACACACACACACACACACACACACACACACACACACACACACACCCCUCCUCUUCUUUUGUCUCUCUGACACAAAUCGCUGUGGGAGGCUACUCUCAUCUCCAGUCGUGUAAAUGUGAGGGUUCUAACCUCCCAGCUACCCUCAUCCACAGAUCCCUGACAGGGAGCCAGAUAAAGGGAAAAAAGGAGGUUAUAUAUAAAAAUGAUUUAAAGGCCCAAUGCAGCCGUUUUUUAUAUAAAUAUGAAAUCAUUUCUUGGUAACAAUUAAGUUGUAGAUUGUAUUUUCAACCAGCAACUUUCAGGAAAUAACACUGAUCCAAUUUUUCCACACAUUUACAGGGUUAGUUUCAUCCGCUGUUGUACAAUAUUAUAUAAAACACAGGAAAAACAGAAUGUUGACUGCACUGGGCCUUUAAUGAUUAAGGGAAAAUUGUUCUGCUUUUUCAACCACGUUUCUCUGUUCUGAUAACAUGAUUUGAUGAGUUCAAGUGUAUCGGUCCCAGACUCCCAGUCCUUUGAACUGGUUAUGGUGCUGUAGGGGAAAAUACCUGCUCUCCUGUAAAUGAGAUCUUGGAAAUAGGUUUAGGUUUGUUUAGAUCCACAUGGACAGUAUUUCAUCUUCCAUAGAGGGAGGAAGGCAGUUAUACGGAUUUUAAUUGAUACAAACAAUAUACCCUGUCUAGAAGCUAGGGUAUUAUGUGUGGGUGGUAGAUAGCCCUAUACACAGUGGUACGUGUUUACAUGUAUAUAGAGAGCUGUCCAGAUGUAGAGGGAUUUCACUGUUUAUCUCACAGCCACGUCUCACAGCAAUUAGUUAUCUCUCACGCCAUCUCUCUCUCUUUCUCUCUCUCUCUCUCCUCCCCCUCCAUCCCUCUCUAUCUAUCUUUCAUUCCCUCCAUCUCCCCCCUCCACCCAUCACUCUGAUAGCUCACUCGGUGCUCGUCAGGUUCUGUUUGGGUUGAUUUCACAGGCAUCAGGACCCAACAGAGACAUCUUCUACACAACACCCUGAGCUCUCUCACAUCAUGUUUAGUUAAUUAGCUCACAGAACAACAAAAAUCACUCUGUUUUAUUUCCCCUGUGCAACGUUUUGACGAAGUCAGACGGUAAUGUAGAAACACGCAGACUUUCUGUGGGAAUUCUAAGUGUGUGUUUCAGGUUUUCAUUUGUGUGUGUUUGUGUUUGUGCAUGCAUGCAUGUGUGUGUGUCUGUGUCUGUGUGUGUGUCUGAUUACAGUUCUAGCGCCUAAGGCUAUUCAAUUAUCCAGUAGAUAUACAUGUUAUCUCUCCAUUUGUGUCCCCUUUUUGUCAAUUUCUCUGUUUUGACAAAAUCAUAGAUUUUUUUGGAUGUAAUGGAUCAAAAGGAUAUUAAUGAUAGAAUGAUGUCUGUUCAGAGGGUUUGGUCUUGUAAAAACACACAGAGAUUCUAUUAGUCGAUAACAGAUUCAUUAUGUGUGUGGAAUAUACACUUUGAUUUCUGCUAAUAAUACGUUAGCAGUGUGCCAAAAAUGAUCAACAAUACAGCCUUCCUUCCUGUCAUCACAGAUAUCAUACAGUGAGGGGAAAAAGUAUUUGAUCCCCUGCUGAUUUUGUAUGUUUGCCCACUGACAAAGACAUGAUCAGUCUAUAAUUUUAAUGGUAGGUUUAUUUGAACAGUGAGAGACAGAAUAACAACAAAAAAAUCCAGAAAAACGCAUGUCAAAAAUGUUAUAAAUUGAUUUGCAUUUUAAUGAGGGAAAUAAGUAUUUGACCCCUCUGCAAAACAUGACCUAGUACUUGGUGGCAAAACCCUUGUUGGCAAUCACAGAGGUCAGACGUUUCUUGUAGUUGGCCACCAGGUUUGCACACAUCUCAGGAGGGAUUUUGUCCCACUCCUCUUUGCAGAUCUUCUCCAAGUCAUUAAGGUUUCGAGGCUGACGUUUGGCAACUCGAACCUUCAGCUCCCUCCACAGAUUUUCUAUGGGAUUAAGGUCUGGAGACUGGCUAGGCCACUCCUGGACCUUAAUGUGCUUCUUCUUGAGCCACUCCUUUGUUGCCUUGGCCGUGUGUUUUGGGUCAUUGUCAUGCUGGAAUACCCACCCAAGACCCAUUUUCAAUGCCCUGGCUGAGGAAAGAAGGUUCUCACCCAAGAUUUGACGGUACAUGGCCCCGUCCAUCGUCCCUUUGAUGCGGUGAAGUUGUCCUGUCCCCUUAGCAGAAAAACACCCCCAAAGCAUAAUGUUUCCACCUCCAUGUUUGACGGUGGGGAUGGUGUUCUUGGGGUCAUAGGCAGCAUUCCUCCUCCUCCAAACACGGUGAGUUGAGUUGAUGCCAAAGAGCUCAAUUUUGGUGUCAUCUGACCACAACACUUUCACCCAGUUCUCCUCUGAAUCAUUCAGAUGUUCAUUGGCAAACUUCAGACGGGCCUGUAUAUGUGCUUUCUUGAGCAGGGGGACCUUGCGGGCGCUGCAGGAUUUCAGUCCUUCAGGGCGUAGUGUGUUACCAAUUGUUUUCUUGGUGACUAUGGUCCCAGCUGCCUUGAGAUCAUUGACAAGAUCCUCCCGUGUAGUUCUGGGCUGAUUCCUCACCGUUCUCAUGAUCAUUGCAACUCCACGAGGUGAGAUCUUGCAUGGAGCCCCAGGCCGAGGGAGAUUGACAGUUAUUUUGUGUUUCUUCCAUUUGCGAAUAAUCGCACCAACUGUUGUCACCUUCUCACCAAGCUGUUUGGCGAUGGUAGCCCAUUCCAGCCUUGUGUAGGUCUACAAUCUUGUCCCUGACAUCCUUGGAGAGCUCUUUGGUCUUGGCCAUGGUGGAGAGUUUGGAAUCUGAUUGAUUGCUUCUGUGGACAGGUGUCUUUUAUACAGGUAACAAGCUGAGAUUAGGAGCACUCCCUUUAAGAGUGUGCUCCUAAUCUCAGCUCGUUACCUGUAUAAAAGACACCUGGGAGCCAGAAAUCUUUCUGAUUGAGAGGGGGUCAAAUACUUAUUUCCCUCAUUAAAAUGCAAAUCAAUUUAUAACAUUUUUGACAUGUGUCUUUCUCUCACUGUUCAAAUAAACCUACCAUUAAAAUGAUACUGAUCAUUUCUUUGUCAGUGGGCAAAUGUACAAAAUCAGCAGGGGAUCAAAUACCCUUUUCCCUCACUGUAUAAGGCAUGUGAAACUCUGCUCUCCACCUGUCACAAUCACAGAUAGAAGAAUCAACCAAACCUUAACCCUGACCUCUGUGACCUUUGCCAUGACCUCUGCCAUCUCCUAUUCUCUCCUGUGAUAGGUGGAUGACCUGAAGGCCAAGUUGGCCGCCCAGGAGGUGGAGCUCAAGCAGAAGAACGAAGAUGCUGAUAGGCUGAUCCAGGUGGUCGGUGUGGAAACAGAGAAGGUGGGUGCUACUGUUAAACAUUGGUGGUGGUGGGUGGGUUGAGUUCCCCUUAUCAACCCUUAAACAAUGUAUUGUAAAGUGCUUUUAGCAUCUGGAUAUUGCAAUCCAAAUUUUAUAAAGCAUUAUUGUGAAUCACUUUGAGACUUUGUGAGAAGCAUUGCUGUAUACUACAAUAAUUCCUACAUCCUUUUCUAUGAUCUAUGACCAGAUGUCGAAGGAGAAGACUGUGGCGGAUGAGGAGGAAGAGAAGGUGGCAGCCAUAGCGGUGGUGGUCACAGGGAAACAGAGAGACUGUGAGGAGGACCUGGCCAAGGCUGAACCAGCCCUCAUAGCAGCACAGGAGGCCCUCAACACUCUCAAUAAGGUGCACACUCAUGCAUGCACACAUAAACACGCUGAUGGCACCCGCCCACCCGACUAGAAUCACUACUCUCGACGGGUCUGACCUAGAGUAUGUGGACAACUAAAAAUACCUAGGUGUCUGGUUAGACUGUAAACUCUCCUUCCAGACUCACAUUAAGAAUCUCCAAUCCAAAGUUAAAUCUAGAAUCGGCUUCCUAUUUUGCAACAAAGCCUCCUUCACUCAUGCUGCCAAACAUGCCCUCGUAAAACUGACUAUCCUACCGAUCCUUGACUUCGGCGAUGUCAUUUACAAAAUAGCCUCCAACACUCUACUCAGCAAAUUGGAUGUAGUCUAUCACAGUACCAUCCGUUUUGUCUCCAAAGCCCCAUACACUACCCACCACUGUGACCUGUACGCUCUUGUUGGCUGGUCCUCACUACAUGUUCGUCGUCAAACCCACUGGCUCCAGGCCAUCUAUAAAUCACUGCUAGGCAAAUCCCCGCCUUAUCUUAGCUCAUUGGUCACCAUAGCAGCACCCACCCGUAGUAUGCACUCCCAACAGGUAUAUCUCACUGGUCAUCCCCAAAGCCAACACCUCCUUUGGCCGCCAUUCCUUCCAGUUCUCUGCUGCCAGUGACUGGAACGAAUUGCAAAAAUCUCUGAAGCUGGAGACUCUUAUCUCCCUCACUAACUUUAAGCAUCAGUUGUCAGAGCACCUUACCGAUCAAUGCACCUGUACACAGCCCAUCUGAAAUUAGCCCACCCAACUACCUCAUCCCUAUAUUGUUAUUUAUUUUGCUAUUUUGCACCCCAGUAUCUCUAUUUGCACAUAAUCUCUUGCACAUCUAUCAUUCCAGUGUUAAUACUAAUUGUAAUUAUUUUUCACUAUAGCCUAUUUAUUGCCUUACCUCCAUAACUUGCUACAUUUGCACACACUGUAUAUAUAUUUUCUGUUGUAUUUUUUUACUUUAUGUUUUGUUUUACCCCAUAUGUAACUCUGUGUUGUUGUUUUUAUCGCACUGCUUUGCUUUAUCUUGGCCAGUUCGCAGUUGUAAAUGAGAACUUGUUCUCAACUGGCUUACCUGGUUAAAUAAAGGUGAAAUAAAAUUAGAAAACACACACGAAUACACUCACAUUUUGCAACCUUAUGGGUUUCAUUUUCAGUAGAUCAGAUUUGAAAUGCAAUUAUGAUAUUUUCCUAAAAAUGUACUAAAAUCUUCACAGCUCAAUGUCCAGCAGUCUCUUACAAUCUAGCCCUCUAGCCGUUCUCUGUUGGUUUUAUAUGAGAGAGCUGUGGGAUUCACUAAACACCUGAGUGGUUUAAGGUGUUCUGUGUUCACCCAACCAGAACUGACAUCUCUUUCCCAGCUAGGCUCCAGCUAGGCUACCCUCUCUAAAGACUCCAAUUAGUAUUCCCUGUUGUCUUCUUCUUCAAGUCAGCACACUUUUCCUCUUUUUAUAAACCUAUUUUUUUUUCUAGAAUGCCCUGACUGAACUGCUGAUUAAUUGCUGAUAACUACUUUAUUGAAAAGUGUAUUUACUAUGACUGUGAUAUGUGGUUGUCUCCCCUAUCUUAAGAUGAAUGCACAAACUGUAAGUCACUCUGGAUAAGAGCAUCUGCUGAAUAACUAAAGUGUCAUAUAAAUGUAACUGUAGUCCUUUGAAUGAAAUCCAGUUUUUCCUCUGCACUGAAUAACCUGGCAGAGUGGAAGUCCUUCAAGUGCAUUCCAGUUUUUCAUUCAUCUCUGUCAUUGCCUCUAUCCCUCCUUCUCAUUUUUCAUAAUAGCCUGGUCAAGCUGAAGUCCUGCAAAUGCACUCUCCUUUUCAUCCCUCCAUCUCUCCCUCCAGAACAACCUGACUGAGCUAAAGUCGUUUGGUUCUCCUGUGGUGGCUGUGACCAACGUGACCGCUGCGGUCAUGGUUCUGAUGGCCCCGGGUGGUCGGGUUCCUAAGGACCGUAGUUGGAAGGCUGCCAAGGUGAUGAUGGCCAAAGUAGAUGCCUUCCUGGACUCACUGGUCCACUUCAACAAGCAGAACAUCCCAGAGCCCUGCCUCAAGGCCAUACAGCCCUAUCUACAGGUAGAGUACAGCCACACAGCCUUGCCUACUGGUAGAGUGCAGUCACACAGCCUUGCCUACUGGUAGAGUGCAGUCACAUAGCCUUACCUACUGGUAGAGUACAGUCAUACAGCCUUACCUACUGGUAGAGUACAGUCAUACAGCCUUACCUAUUGGUAGAGUACAGUCAUACAGCCUUACCUACUGGUAGAGUACAGUCAUACAGCCUUACCUACUGGUAGAGUACAGUCAUACAGCCUUACCUACUGGUAGAGUACAGUCAUACAGCCUUACCUACUGGUAGAGUACAGUCAUACAGCCUUACCUACUGGUAGAGUACAGUCAUACAGCCUUACCUACUGGUAGAGUACAGUCAUACAGCCUUACCUACUGGUAGAGUACAGUCAUACAGCCUUACCUACUGGUAGAGUACAGUCAUACAGCCUUACCUACUGGUAGAGUACAGUCAUACACAGCCUUACCUACUGGUGCAGUCACACAGCCUUACCUACUGGUGCAGUCACACAGCCUUACCUACUGGUAGAGGGGCAACCAGAUAAAAAAAUAUAUAUAUUUAAGGGAAUUUGUUUGAGAAUAAUUCAGUGACGAUAGUAUCACAUUAUUGUGAAACUUUAUUAAACCUUCUUUUGAGUGUUUAAUCUGUUGAGAGUACACAAGAACUCAACAUGCAAGACCAGUUAUACUUACCAGCUUGCAUAACCUCGGACAUGAUGUCAAGCAGCACAUUUUAAUUGAAUGUGUUAAUCGUGUCCCUCCACCCCAUCCCACUCUGCAGGACCCAGAGUUCCAGCCCGAACUAGUGGCCUCUAAAUCCAACGCUGCGGCGGGCCUCUGUUCCUGGGUCCUAAACAUCGUCAAGUUCUACCAGGUGUUCUGUGAGGUGGAGCCCAAGAGACAGGCUCUGAGCAAGGCCAACGCUGAGCUGGCUGCAGCCCAGGAAAAACUUACCGUCAUCAAGACCAAGAUCAACGUGAGUUAACCUAACACUGAUCAUGUUGAAUCUGAUUUAGAAACAGUGCUUAGGUUUGGUUUUAUAGUCCACUAUAUCAUGGUAUCAGAAUUCACAUGGCCAAAAUAUAAUUAAUCUAAUUACCUAAUAAUAAAUAGUAUGUUUCUUUAAAGGAGUAUAAAAUACAUGUAUUAAGUUCUAUUUAGAGGCUGUUAUAUGCGUCAAUAAAUACAUCUCAAGAUGACAAUCCCAAUAGCAGUAAAUAAUAGCUGUGAGUCAAUGGCCUAUUGUGCAUUUUACAUUCAGACCCUCAUCCUCUCAGCAGCCUCCAUGCAGCCUCUCUUUAUGAAGUCAGAUCAUGUAGCAGCCGCCUUGCUGCCUGCCAACGUCCAACCCUGAAGAGUUGCUAGUUUAGACUCUAAUAAGUUCAAAAUCCAAUUUUUUCCGCCUGUCAUUUGUUCAGCCGUCAGCCAAAGCAUUUGUGUAGAAAGUCACUCCUGAGCCAGGGGGAAUUAGCAAACCUCAGUCUAAUCUAAUAUGAACCUGUGUGUCUCCACUAAUGAAUUGUUUUGUCCUUGUAAUAACUGCCUCCGUAUGCCUAAUAAAUCCUUUGUGGAGAUUGAUCACUUUUCGGCAACUUUCAGAAAACUGUGGAAGUUUUGUUUCAUCCGGAGUAGCUUGUCAUUGGGUAACGAGCGUUUAGAUAAUUUGAAGUUUUUUCUGUCAAUUUACCAAGCAAUCUCUCUCUCUCUCUUCUCUGUGUGACAGCACCUUAAUGAGAACCUGGCCAAGCUGACAGCCAAGUUUGAGAAAGCCACGGCCGACAAGCUCAAGUGCCAGCAGGAGGCUGAGUCCACCGCUCGCACCAUCUCUCUCGCCAACCGCCUGGUGAGUGGGCCAGACACACACACACACAUACGCAGACACACUUACCUCGGGGAAUACACAUCUCCUGCUGAUCAUUUUCAGUAAGGAGAUGUGUUGUGUUGACAGUGUGAGGAUGAUAAUAUACAUUAUCCACUUGAUGAGAGACAGGCCAACAAAGGAAUAAAGUGAUCAGCAUUUUCUAAAAGUUACAAACAACAUUGUAAUCAUUAUUGCUAAGUUAAGCUUAUUAUUUCUGAACCAGCUGUGUUCUAUAACUUUAUCACACUUCUAUUCAUUGAUGUUAAUGUAAUUAAGACAGGCUACUGACGGUAUACUUUUAUUGAGUCUGCAGCUAGCAGGGUGCAGUGUGGGUAAUCAAUGUCACUCAGGGCAGAAUGCUAAUUAUAGAGCCUUAACUUUUACUUUUGUGUUAAUCAUGCCUUGGUAUCAAUAUGAGAUUUGCAUGAAAAUUCAAGCUACAUACAGUAUGUUGGAUUCUUGAAUUGUGAUCUGUCCUGUCUCACUCAAUGGUUAUGUGUCAUGUCGUGUCACAUUGUGUUGUGGUCUGUAGGUGGGUGGUCUGGCGUCGGAGAACGUGCGUUGGGCGGAGGCGGUGGAGAGUUUCAGACGUCAGGAGAGGACUCUGUGUGGUGACGUCCUCCUCAUCACAGCGUUUGUCUCCUACCUGGGAUACUUCACUAAGCGCUACCGACACCAGCUCAUGGACAACACCUGGAGACCAUACCUCAGUCAGUUACAGGUGGGAGAACACACACACACAGCCAUAUGCACACACACACACAUAAAAUCAACAUUUCUGUUUUCACACCAUUGUAAAAGUGUUUACCAUUCAGCUAAUGAAGGUCCCGAUAAGCAGCUGAUGAAUAGAACCAGGUGUAUUAAAUCAGGGCCGGACCAAAAGCCUGCACACCCAGUGAAUCUCCAGGACGAGGGUUGUCCCCCAGUGAUCCAUGUCAUUUCGAUGCCUGUGGCUUCCAUGCUAGUUACUAACCGUCGUCCCCCAUCCCACCUCCCCUCUCUCCCAGGUGCCCAUCCCAGUAACCCCCGACCUGGACCCUCUGACCAUGCUGAUGGACGACGCUGACAUCGCGGCGUGGCAGAACGAGGGCCUGCCGGCCGACAGGAUGUCCACGGAGAACGCCACCAUCCUCACUUCCUGCCAGCGCUGGCCCCUCAUGGUGGACCCCCAGCUACAGGGCGUCAAGUGGAUCAAAAACAAAUACGGAGAGGAUCUACGCGUCAUCCGCAUCGGACAGAGAGGGUGAGUCACAAGAUGGCAGCUGUUCUGGAUAGAGUUUUUGAAGAGGGUAUAUAAUGGGCUCUCCUUAACAAUCUUAAUACCAUAAUUGCCUCUUCUAUUGGGCAGAGUGGGUGAGAAAGACUUACUCAGAAUCACUUCCUGGUUUAAUGAAUUGCUAUAACGAUGUAGAUGAAAUAUAUUCUUCAAUGAAAUUUCCACAUCAUUACCCAUCACCGAUAGUGCAGGAGACGGUUCAACAAGCACAGUACAAAAAGUCCAUAAAAUAUUGGGUAAAACUGAUUAAGGCACAGUAAAGCUCUUCAAGUGACAGUAAAACUCCUAUUCACGGGUCUGUGUUGAAUUCUGUGUGUGUGUCUCUCAGGUAUCUGGACUCCAUAGAGAGCGCUCUGUCUGCUGGUGAUGUGGUUCUGAUUGAGAACCUAGAGGACACUGUAGACCCUGUUCUAGGGCCACUACUGGGGAGAGAAACCAUCAAGAAGGGCAGGUGCAUGACUCUUUAAGUGACUUCCGAAGCAUUUUCCAUAAAAUCUGAUAUCUGCUUUAAAAUAAACAUGUCAGCCAGUUCCAGUAGGCUGAAUCCUACCAUGAGAUGUGCAUACCUACCUUGAACUGUCACUGUCAUCAUAAAUUGAAGCGAGAAGUUCAUUGACACAUUUGAAGUUUGGAUUUAUCCUAGUACAGCAUGACUUCAAUCAUCACACCUCCAACUCCUCUCCUCUCCUCUCUCCAUCUACCUCUCCUCAGGUACAUAAAGAUAGGGGACAAGGAGUGUGAGUACAACCCCAGCUUUAGACUGAUUCUCCACACUAAGCUGGCCAGCCCACACUACCAGCCCGAGCUCCAGGCCCAGUGUACCCUAAUGAACUUCACUGUGACCAGGGACGGUCUGGAGGACCAGCUACUGGCUGCAGUG